Messenger RNA from Coregonus sp. 'balchen', 59116 nucleotides. The record is from the annotation of a GenBank genome assembly. NCBI's taxonomy places the organism in Eukaryota, Metazoa, Chordata, Actinopteri, Salmoniformes, Salmonidae.
CCCUGUCCUCCCCUGUCCCUUUCUAGGGGCAUUAGAGUGUUGCAUCAGGUCAGUACCGCAGUAUAGUGUCUGAAGAGAGUGCCCAGGGACCAGACUCUCUCUCAGCAUGGCUCGGAUACAGCAGCUCUCCUGGUUGCUCCUCUGCCUCCUCUUCCUGGUUGGACUAGAGUGUGACCAAGGGGAGCACGCCGCCCAAGGACCACGCAGCAAGAGGGACAUCAGUAAUGAACAGUGAGUUUGGUGAUGAUUUGUGGUUAUAGUUUUUUUGAUCUGCAAGAAUGCAGUGUCUGCUAAAAACAGUUGUGUGAUGUAAUAAUAUUAUCUUAAUAGUGAUUGAAUUUGUUACAUGAUAUUUUCCUAAACUUAAUUUUUACCCUUUGCAAUAAUGUGAAGUUAUCUGGAAAUAUCUUCGCUUCAGUCAAGCAACUCUGACCUUCAAAGCUCAACCAAGCAUCACCUCCAAAAGUUGAAUUUAAUCUAUUGCUAUUGGAGAAUAAGCCAUCUUUUGUCAUCGAAAUCAUUAAUCAAAAUGUAAAAUAUAAAUGAACAGCGUUUAGUACCUAACCUACAUGCUAUAUCAUAUUUUCUGUAUAGUGUUGCGUGUUGUAUAAACAAUUAAAAUGUUGAUACAUUGAAUCUGUCCCCAUGUAAAAUAAUGAUUUAAAUACUUUUCUGAUUGUCUUCCCCCUAGGCCACGCAUGGUAUCAGAGAGCGGUCACCUGGUCUUCUCCACCCAUAACAAAGAGAUCCGCUUCCAGACCUCCGGGUCAGGCAGUGUCAAAGUGGGAACGGAGGACCUCACUCAGCUGAUGAGUCAGGUAUGCACACACACGAGACAAAGUCUUAAAUGGAUAAACAUAUCCACAUUGACAGAUGAUUUGUAGAAAUGUUUUCAUGUGUUGUACCGUCUUUUCGAAAAGCAUCCGUCUUUGUUACUGUUUUUUUCUAACUAAAAUUAUAGAAAUCAUAUAUAAUAAUAAUAAUAAUAAUAAUAAUAAUAAUAAUAAUGAUAAUAAUAUCAGAUCAAGUGGUGGAUAUCACCAUGGAUAUGAUAAUCAUACAUUUUCAUAUCCACUUAUCUUGUUCACAAAUAUGUCCAAAAAGCACAUUCUUCAAAAUAUUCCAUCUGUUCAGGACUUUAUUAUGUCUCGACAUCUCUAUAAACUAGUGAUUUUCACAUGAUGCUAUGAAUCAUUAACAACUUAGAAAGAGCAGACUCUGCAAUUCAACCAGCAUUUGACCAAAGAUCAAAAUACUAUUUAUUAAAAUCAAAUUUAAUUGUAGCAUGGUUAUGGUGGGUUUGGAAUACUAUAUAAUUAUUCAGUAAUUACUCUUUAGAAACAUCAUUUAAUAAUAGUGAAGAAACAUGUAACAUCACAACUUCCAUACCAAGCCUUCUUUACUUCUUAUUUCAGAUCAAAACAAACAAAGCUGACAUCGACAAUAUAAAACAAAAUGGAGGUGGAACUUCCCCUGAUGUCACUAACCAACUCAAUACGCUCAACGCAAAGGUGUCAUCACUUGAAACUAAAGUGACAGCACUAGAACAGGUAAGUACAGUAUGGCCUACUUCUUACAUGUUACAUAUUGUGUAUGAUGAAUCUUAUUCUAUAUUUUCACAAAUAAUCAUUUCCCUAACUCCAAACCCCUUACCCUCUGUCCUCUCACCCUUACCCUCUGUCCUCUCCCACUCCUCUCCUCCUUUCUCUCCUCUCUAUCCCUGCCUCUCCCAGACGGUCCAGAGAAAGACAUGUACCAGUAAUCCCUGUCAGAAUGGAGCCACCUGUCUGGACCUGCUGGACUCUUUUCACUGCAUGUGCCCCAGCAACUGGGGGGUAAGUGGACACACAGAGAGAGAGAGAGAGAGUGUGUGUGCCCGCACCCGCAUUUAUGUGUUAUUUCUGUUUAAAUCGUGGUGUGUGUGUGUGUCUGCAGGGUCCUAACUGUGCUGUGGAUGUGAAUGAGUGCCAGAUCUUUGUCGGGACCUCUCAGGGAUGUCAGAAUGGAGCCACUUGUAUCAACACCCCUGGAUCCUUUACGUGAGGACACACACACACACACACACACACACACACACACACACACUGAGACACACACACACUGAGACACACACACACUGAGACAGACAUACACACACACACUGAGACAGACACACACUGAGACAGACAGACAGACAGACACACACACACUGAAUCUGUCUUCUUGUAUUUCUCUUCAAGUUGCACCUGUUCACCAGAGUGGUCUGGUACCCUGUGUACGACCCGCUAUGACGACUGUCAGGGUGCCGCUCAGGACCUGUGUGUCCAUGGAACGUGCAUUGACGCAGACAGAAUCACACCCAACGUGGUAACUGUCAAUCAUCAUUCAACAGUGUUGGUCUCCUAUUUGAUUUAAUGGAUCUCAUCUGUUUAAAAACAGAAUUGUCAGCCAUUUGUCUUAGCUGUAGCCUGCCCUGUUUAACUAGCCAAAGAUACUUUCAUUUGAUGAAUGAAGACUGUCUAGACAAUGUCAUUUAUUUCAGCCAAUGUCUCCACCCUGGUCCCUUGGCUUCAAUUAAUUAGCUUUAUGUGAUAACUGCCCUGUGAAGAAAGCAAUUUGUGAAGAAAGCAAUUACUAGAUUAGAUUUAGCACUGCUAGCUACCAUAGCCUUAAUGUUUAUUUUAUUUUAUUAGAGUAGAGCAAUGAAAUACUUCUUUUUCAUAGUGAUGAUAGAUCUGAGACCUGCAUUAGAGUAGUAGGAACUGAUCCAUUACCAGUAGUACAGUGGAAGUUGUCUUACAUGGGAGUAGCUAUAACCAUUUACCCCUUGGAUAUCGAAUCAAAUAAAUGAUUUAUAGGCCCCUGGCUAAUCUAAUUAAGUCUUGGCUCAGUAGGCCAUGCACAUCAUAGAAAUAGAAUGACUCUAGAAUGACUCUAUUUCUGUAAUGCACGUCAUUGCACAUCACUGAUUCACUACUAGUGCAUCUAAAUGUGAUCGGUACACGUUCUGUACAUAUUCUAUUUAUGGGAGUUGACAUGAAUCCAUGCCAUGUGGUGUUAUUUCCUUCCAGCCCAAGUUUAAGUGUGUUUGUGAUGAUGGUUGGAUGGCCCCAGCCGGCAACCCAGCCUGUAUAUCAGACGUGGAUGAGUGUAGCCUUGCCCAGAAGCCUUGCUCCACCAACCCGCCUGUGACCUGUUACAACACCCAGGGCUCCUUCUACUGCGGCUCCUGUCCUGCUGGUGAGAGCCGCUCAGUGCUCACAGUUUCCUUAUCAUCAAUGGUAUUGUGCAUUAGGUCUGAGGAAACUGAUGUUUGGUGACCCAAAAUGGCUGACAUAGUUUGUUACCUCCAUGUGGUUGCCAGAUGGAUGCCUCUUCAGUCCUCCAAAAUAGCAUGUUUUGGUCUUGAGUCGAAGUGCUCUUGAAUUCAGUUAUACAAGAGUACUUCUUAGGACAAAGACAUAAUAAACAAUGAUUUGUGCUGGCAUUGUCUGUAUAACAGUAAAUGUAACACUGUUUGUUGUGCAUUCCUCCAGGAUGGCAGGGCAACGGCUACAGCUGUCUGGAUGUGAAUGAGUGUUCCACUAAUAACGGAGGAUGCUCCACUACUCCCAUGGUCCAGUGUCUCAAUACCAUGGGCUCCUUCCACUGUGGAACCUGUCCUCCAGGUAACUAACCCUUACCUUAACCCAAACCUUAACCUGCUCCUCCACUCCAUGGUCCAGUGUCUCAAUACCAUGGGCUCCUUCCACUGUGGAACCUGUCCUCCAGGUAACUAACCUUAACCCUUAACCUGCUCCUCCACUCCAUGGUCCAGCAUCUCAAUACCAUGGGCUCCUUCCACUGUGGAACCUGUCCUCCAGGUAACUAACCUUAACCCUUAACCUGCUCCUCCACUCCAUGGUCCAGCAUCUCAAUACCAUGCAAUCCUUCCACUGUGGAACCUGUCCUCCAGGUACCUGUAUCUGAAUGAAUCUUCUGGAACCUCUCCCUCUUCUUUCUUUACCCUCCUCUCUCUACUGUUUUCUGAUAUUUAAAUAAUGUCUUCUUAUUUUCUGUUCCUACAACUUAUCUCUUAGUCAUAUACACACAACAUUUAGACCAACAUGGUCUUUGUCAGGUUACUGUAAUAGUGUUCUUACACAACCCUUGGUGUUGAAAUUAAAAAUUGAGCUGGUGGAUUUGGUGUACCACAGAAGAAAGCUGUCCUUGUUUCCCUCUAUGGCGGAUGCCAGCUGGCAGGUGGAUGCUUGCUGACUCCUGGUAGUUUUCAGUAAUAUGGCUCUGAUGAAAAGCAGAUGCCUGACUAUAUGUAGUGUGUUCAGCCCUAUCCCCAUCCAGAGAUCUCUUUUGUGUGUACUCUGUAGCCCUCUGGCUCAGUUUCUGUCUCUAUCUCACUUUGUCGACCUCUCCUCCUCUCUCUGUCGAUCGCUCUCGCUCUCGCUCUCUCUCUGUCUCUCACUCUCAGAAUUAGUCAUUGUGCUCAACGGUAUUUUAUGGCCCUUUUAUUAAUUCAAAAUGUUGCUUUUUGUCUGGUAUAGACCUGCUGGUUCAUUGGUGGAUUGAUUGAUUGAUUGACUAAUUGAUUGGUUAAUUGAUUGAUCUGUAUCCAGGCUAUGAAGGAGAUGGGAGAACCUGCACUCAGGCUAACAUCUGUGCCAAUAACAAUGGAGGCUGCUACCCCCAGGCUACCUGCUCUUCCACUCCAGGUAAAUGUGCACACACACACACACACACACACACACCUAUCUUUACGGCACCUCAUGACCGGUGGCAGUGAGGAUAAGACAGGGCCAUUAUUGCAGGCGUUGACAGCUCUGCUCUCUCUCACCCUCCUUAUGGCUGACAUCAACUAUAAAGACUGUUACAGCCAGGAGACUAGAUUAUGAUGCUAUCACAUGAGCAGAGGCUGGAGUGCUGAGAGAGCUCAAUGCCCUAUUCACCUAUAGGAGAAAAUGUAGUAUACUUUUACUGCAUGGUAGUUAGGGAGAUUGGUUUAUUUCUCUAACAAAUUGUCCUCGUUCAAACUGUGUCGCAUGUCCCUCAUCUUUAUACUGUGUCUAGUGAAUGCACCUGUGUCUUUAAUGUUAUGGUGAGUUAAUCAGGUAUCCUGACCAUAUCUCUGUGCUUCCAGGCGCCAUCAUCCCAGUGUGCACCUGUCCCCCAGACUACACAGGAAAUGGCUACGGCCCAACAGGAUGCACCCAGAGCAGCAAUAUCUGCCAGACCAACAAUCCAUGUGUCAAUGGACAGUGUGUGGUGAGUGUUGACUACAUGGGACUCUAGCAACUUCACAUUUUCUCAGGACCAGGAUUUUACUCCUUAAACAAUGACUUGUCCAGGAGGUUUUCAUCUACACUGUAUAUUAUUUGGGUUUUGGUAACAUUUUUGCUGUAUUCCCCCCCCCCCCCCCCCCCAGCCUACUUCCACGGGGUAUCUGUGUACCUGUAGUCCUGGCUGGGGAGGGGUGAACUGUGACCAGAAUGUCAAUGAGUGUGCCAGCAACCCAUGUCAGAAUGGAGGUACAUGCAACGAUGGACUCAAUGGAUUCACCUGUACCUGCACUGACCAGUGGACAGGGCCAACCUGCCAGACCGCACAGCAAGGUGUGUGUGUGUGUGCGUGCAUGUGUAUCUGUGUGUUUAUAGAAUGUUAUGAAUGAUAAAGAGAAAUUGACUUAUUUCAGGGUGUUUUGCUGUAUUUGUACAGUGUGUGUACUGUGUGCUUCACUUACCUGUGUGUGACUGUGUGUGUUGUCAGUGUGUGGAGGCUACCUGACUGGCCCGGCUGGUACAUUCAGCUACCCCAACACCCCUGGUAGUGACCAGUACGACCACCAGGUCAGCUGUGCCUGGGUCAUCAGAGCAGACGCCAACAAGGUCAGUGUAAUCUAAUGCCACACUGUCACUUACACACAGCAGGUCCUGGACCUGACUACACAUGACAAGACUGGACUCACAGUCUAACAAAGAGUUUGGCAUAUGCUUUUCCAUAAUGUUACAUCAGUUGUAACGCAGUAUACCAUGGAAUAAGCAUUUUUGUUGAUUUGUACAAUUUGAAUGUCUAACAAUAUGUGAAAUUUGUUCUAUACAUUGUACAAGCCCAAUAGCUAUACAAGUCAAGUGGAAUAGUUAUUUAAUGAUGUGUUAAUACUGUGGUGUUCAUUUCUUCCCAGAUUCUACGGAUCACCUUCCCUCACUUUGAGCUGGAGAACAGUGCUAACUGUGACUUCGACUUCCUUCAGAUCCACGAUGGCGAGAGCGCCUCGGCCUAUCAGUUAGGGAAGUACUGCGGUACCAGCACCCCCGCAGAGCUCUUCAGCUCCCACAAUGCAUUGUACUUUUGGUUCCGCUCUGACCACUCCGUCAACGCAGGCGGCUUCACUGUGGCCUGGACCUCACAGACACCAGGUGUGUGUGUGUGUGUGUGUGUGUGUGUGUCUGUUGGCAAGAGACCUAGAUAAAAUGUAUUGUUUGCAAUCUACCUGAAAUAGCUUAGUCAGGUGUUACCCAUGUACAGUCCUCUCCUCACUGCAAUCUGUACCGGUUUGUUUCACCUCCAGUAUGUGGCGGGGAGUUGACCGAACCCCACGGUAACAUCAACUCACCUGGUUACCCCGGCAACUACCCUCCCAACCGCGACUGCUAUUGGACGGUUGACGUGGCCCCCGGCCUGCUCAUCACCUUCGCCUUCGGAACCCUCAGCCUGGAAAACCACCCUGACUGUAACUAUGACUACCUGGAGGUGAGGCAGGCACCAUGGCAACAUCAACAUGUCCCUUCAGCUAUGGAUAUAUAUAUAUAUAUAGCCGCAGACAUUAUGUGAAUAUUACGAUUUUUCAUUAUCAUCCGCAACUAUGAAGGUUAUAGGUCUGUUACUGUAACAGUUGUCUGUCCUUGGUUCUAUGUUCUGUGGUCUAGAUCCGGGAUGGUCUCCGCCCAGAAGAUCCGGUUCUAGGGAAGUACUGCAGCAAUGUGACUCCCGCCCCUCGCCAGACCACGGGACCUGCAGCAUGGAUCCGGUUCCACUCGGACUUCUCUAACUCUGACCGUGGCUUCCACAUCACUUACACCACCUCUCCAUGUAAGAGAUCUGUCAUAUCAACUACUGUUAACAACUUACCUUUUUUAAGGAAAGGAUUAUUACAAGGAUUCUCAAUGCCAUAUGCAGGUUUUCUUGGUCCCAGAUCUCUUUGUGCUGUUUUGCUCAUUCAUAUGGUCAUUCCAAAAAUGACCUGGGACUAGGCUAUUCUAAAAGAUGUCCCUCUCCAACUGAAGGUCAUGUGUCUGGCUCUCUCUGUUCUAGCUGACCCUGGUUGUGGAGGAACCUUUACAGAGAGCGAGGGCAUCAUCAUCUCCCCCAACUGGCCCAAUAACUACGCCCAUAACCGCCAGUGUAUCUACAUCAUCCGCCUGCCAGCCAAUGAGAUUGUCUCACUCAACUUUACACACAUGGACUUGGAGUCCCACAGCGGUUGUAUGUUUGACUAUGUGGAGGUACAGUAGUGUGUGUGUGUUUUUGUUGAACUAUCCUAAUGCGUACGGGAAGUCCUCACAAGGAUAGUAAAAUAAGGACAUUUUUCCAGGCUAGGGUUAGGGGUUAGGUAUAGUUUUAGGGUUAGGAGUUUGGGGGUAAGCUUAGGCUUAAGCUUAAGGUUAAGGUUAGGGUUAUGGUUAGGUUAAUGGUUAUGGUUAAGGGUUAAGGAAAAAAUUAUUUUGGAUGGGAAUAAAUUAUUUGGUCCCCACAAGGAUAGCAAUACAAAACUGGGCGCAUGCACGUGUGUGUUUGUGAUUGAGGUUUCUGAUUGAGAUUGUUGGUGGUGUCAGGGUGCUUUGUCUCUGGGAGGGGGAUUAGAUAUGAUGUGUGUGCCUGGAUCUCUGUGUCCUCUUAACAUUGUUCAUGUUUGACUCUCCUGGUUGUGUUUCCCAGGUCCGUGAUGGUACCACAGAGACAGACCCUCUGAUUGGGAAGUACUGUGGGUACACCAUCCCUGCCCCCAUCCUGUCCUCCUCCAAUGCUCUCUGGAUCCGCUUCAAGUCUGACGCAUCAAUCAGCCAGGCAGGGUUCAGGGCCACAUACGAAGUCGGUGAGAAUCACAAACACUGUCUAACCACACCAGUGGCAAAACACUAUCUCUUCACCAUCUUGUCACUGGCAAACCCCAACAGUGACAAACCACAAGCUCUUCAGAUAUGCCAAAAUCAUGACCUGGGAAAUAUAGGUGUACUAAUAAUGGACUGCAUCUAUAUAGUGCUUCUCACUAGGUCUAAGCAGUUAAAAUCUCUAGUCCUGUGACACAUCUCCUCAAUCUCUCUCCCUGAUCUCUACCUCAGUAGUAAUUACAUUUCAGCACAGCCGCCUUGCAGAGCCUAGUAAAAGUGUGAGGGUUUUAUGUGAAGAAUAAAAAGGGUUGUGUAUUGAACUUCUUCUGCCCCCUCCCCCACCAUGCAGGUUUGUUUGUGUGGCCAUCUCAUAUGUGUGAAUGCCUGGCCUGUAUGUGAUUUAACAGCUGCUCAACAGACUUUAAGGUUAUUUCAGCAAAAUUGAGUUACUGACAUAGUCGUGUUCUGUUCAAUGUUCUUAUUGAACGUUAAGUCUUCCUGCUGUUUCGGCAAUCCCUGGUGAUUAAACACACUCUUGAACAGCACGGUGAAUAGUGUGUUUGUGUGCUUUAAUGGCCCACCCUCCACUCCAUCUUCUGCACCUGGAAAUGGCCUGUCAGACUGGACUACUUAGUGUCAAGGCCUGGGAUGAAUAUCCAGUGUGAUUCCCAGUGCUGGUUCUCUUUGCUCCAUAUUUGCAUAUACAGUAUGUGAAGCAUACCAGUCGUGUAUGGUGAUCUGAGCGAAAAGACUAAGCAUUUUCACAUUUACAUUUGUGUCAUUUAGCAGGUGCUCUUACAGGUACUUGCAGUUAAUUUUCAUUAUCUGGCAACUGGUUUGCAGUCCAAUAGAGUUAAUUAACUUGACCUCCUUUUCCAAUUAGUUUGUGCAUAGCCAUCUAGAAGGUCCCAAUGGAGUUCUGUCUCUUUCCCAGGCUGUGGUGGCACCUUCUCUGGGACGGGUCAGAUCCGGUCCCCCUACCACCCUGAUGCCUACCCCCACAACAAGGAGUGUGAGUGGGUCAUCAACCAACCACAGGGCUACGUUGUCACCCUCAACUUCCUCACCUUCGACAUCGAGAGCGGCUCCUGUGUCUAUGACUUUGUUGAGGUAUUCAAACUUCACUCCAGCCUAUCAUCCUUGAAUUCUGCCUCUGAUUGUCCAACAUCGUCAAUGGACAUUUUUUUUGUUUUACUAUUGUUGUCAUUACAUACACAAACAUUUCUAAAGAGAUGAGGUGACCUGAAAUAAGCUCCACCUCUCUCUCUCUCUGUGUCUCUCUCUCUCUCUCUCUCUCUCUCUCUCUCUCUCUCUCUCUCUCUCUCUCUCUCUCUCUCUGUCUCUCUCUCUGUGUCUUUCUUUCUUUCUUUCUCUCUGUGUGUGUCUCUCUCUCUCUCUCUCUCUCUCUCUCAAUUCAAUUUAAUUUAAGGGCUUUAUUGGCAUGGAAACAUACACUACCAGUCAAAAGUUUGGACACACCUACUCAUUCAAGGGUUUUUCUUUAUUUUUACAAUUUUUUACAUUUAUAAAAUAAUAGUCAAGACAUCAAAACUAUGAAAUAACACAUAUGGGAAUCAUGUAGUAACCAAAAAAGUGUUAAACAAAUCAAAAUAUAUUUGAGAUUCUUCAAAUAGCCACCCUUUGCCUUGAUGACAGCUUUGCACACUCUUGGCAUUCUCUCAACCAGCUUCAUGAGGUAGUCACCUGGAAUGCAUUUCAAUUAACAGGUGUGCCUUCUUAAAAGUUAAUUUGUGGACUUUCUUUCCUUCUUAAUGUGUUUGAGCCAAUCAGUUGUGUUCUGACAAGGUAGGGGGUAUUAUGGCAAGAACAGCUCAAAUAAGCAAAUAGAAAUGACAGUCCAUCAUUACUUUAAGACAAGAAGGUCAGUCAAUAUGGAACAUUUCAAGAACUUUGAAAGUUUCUUCAAGUGCAGUCGCAAAAACCAUCAAGCGCUGUGAUGAAACUGGCUCUCAUGAGGACCGCAACAGGAAUGGAAGACCCAGACUAUCAUUUGUUUUUGAACAAGACAAUGACCCAACACACCUCCAGGCUGUGUAAGGGCAAUUUUACCAAGAAGGAGGGUGAUGGAGUGCUGCAUCAGAUGACCUGGCCUCCACAAUCCCCCGACCUCAACCCAAUUGUGAUGGUUUGGGAUGAGUCGGACGGCAGAGUGAAGGAAAAGCAGCCAACAAGUGCUCAGCAUAUGUGGGAACUCCUUCAAGAAUGUUGGAAAAGCAUUCCAGGUGAAGCUGGUUGAGAGAAUGCCAAGAGUGUGCAAAGCUGUCAUCAAGGCAAAGGGUGGCUAUUUGAAGAAUCUCAAAUCUCAAAUAUUUGUUAUUUCAUAGUUUUGAUGUCUUCACUAUUAUUCUACAAUGUAGAAAAUUGUUUUAAAAAAUAAAGAAAAACACUUGAAUUAGUAGGUGUGUCCAAACUUUUGACUGGUACUGUAUGUAACGUUGCCAAAGCAAGUGAAACUGUCAGUGUCGUCAGAUCCACUGAUAAGAGCAGUAACCACAUAUACUAUGCCACAAGAGAAGGAUGGCAAAAUAUGGCUAAGGGCAGGAGGGAGGAUGGAGCAGGUCCCCAAACUGGGAGAGGGCCCAGUCAAGAUGGCAACAACUACAGGAGAAAUCACUAGUAAAAGUGACAAAGAAAUGGUAGAGCUCAAGGGCAUUACCUCAUGCAAAGAGCCGACCAACUGGAGGCUCAAAGAGUUCGAAGACUGGGCAGCCUUGCCAGGUGCAAGGUGAAGGGAUAUGUAUGUUCCACCAAGACCAAACCAGUAACGAUUGGCUCACUGAUCCUUAUAAAGUGGGGUUCAAACAGUGACACUUUAUUGCCGCUCUACAACUCAGAGCAAACAACAGUCCCAAAAUAAUAAAGACAUUUCAAGUGUCAUUAUGUCUAUAUACAGAGUUAUAAUGAUGUGCAAAUAGUUAAAGUACAAAAAGGAAAAUAAAUAAACAUAAAUAUAGGUUGUUUUUACAAUGGUGUUUGUUCUUCACUGGUUGCCCUUUUCUUGUGGCGACAGGUCACAAAUCUUGCUGCUGUGAUUGCACACUGUGGUAUUUCACCCAAUAGAUAUGGUAGUUUAUAAAAAUUGGAUUUGUUUUCAAAUUCUUUGUGGGUCUGUGUAAUCUGAGGGAAAUAUGUGUCUCUAAUAUGGUCAUACAUUUGGCAGGAGGUUAGGAAGUGCAGCUCAGUUUCCACCUCAUUUUGUGGGCAGUGUGCACAUAGCCUGUCUUCUCUUGAGAGCCAGGUCUGCCUUCGGCGGCCUUUCUCAAUAGCAAUGCUAUGCUCACUGAGUCUGUACAUAGUCAAAGAUUUCCUUAAUUUUGGGUAAUUCACAGUGGUCAGGUAUUCUGCCACUGUGUACUUUCUGUUUAGGGCCAAAUAGAUUUCUAGUUUGCUCUGGGUUAUUUUGUAAAUUAUUUCUAAUGUGUCAAGUAAUUGUCUUUUUGUUUUCUCAUGAUUUGAUUGGGUCUCAUUGUGUUGCUGUCUUUGGGCUCUGUGGGGUCUGUUUGUGUUUGUGAACAGAGCCCCAGGACCAGCUUGCUUAGGGGACUUUUCUCCAGGUUUAUUUCUCUGUAGGUGAUGGCUUUGUUAUGAAAGGUUUGGGAAUCGCUUCCUUUUAGGUGGUUGUAAAAUUUAACGGCUCUUAUCUGGAUUUUGAUAAUUAGCGGGUAUGGGCCCAAUUCUGCUCUGCAUGCAUUAUUUGGUGUUUUACGUUGUAUGCCAAGGAUAUUUUUGCAGAACUCUGCAUGCUGAGUCUCAAUUUGGUGUUUGUCCCAUUUUGUGAAUUCUUGGUUGGUGAGCGGACCCCAGACCUCACAACCAUAAAGGGCAAUGGAUUCUAUAACUGAUUCAAGUAUUCUUUGCCAGAUCCUAAUUGGUAUGUCAAAUUUUGUGUUCCUUUUGAUGGCAUAGAAGGCCCUUAUUGACUUGUCUCUCAGAUCGUUCACAGCUUUGUGCAAGUUACCUGUGGCGCUUAUGUUUAGGCCCGAGGUAUGUAUCGUUUUUUGUGUGCUCUAGGGCAAUGAUGUUUAGAUGGAAUUUGUAUUUGUGGUCCUGGCAACUGGACCUUUUUGGAACAUCAUUAUUUUUGUCUAACUGAUAUUUACUGUCAGGGCCCAGGUCUGACUUAAUCUGUGCAGAAGAUCUAGGUGCUGCUUUAGGCCCUCCUUGGUUGGGGAAAGAAGCACCAGAUCAUCAGCAAACAGUAGACAUUUGACUUCAGAUUCUAGUAGAGUGAGGCCGGGUGCUGCAGAAUGUUCUAGUACCCUCGCCAAUUCAUUGAUUUAUAUAUGUUGAAGAGCAUCCCAGUCUCACCCCACAGCCCUGUGUGUGUUUUUUGCUAAUUUUAACUGCACACUUGUUGUUUGUGUACAUGAAUUGUAUUAUGUCGUAUGUUUUUCCUCCAACACCACUUUCCAUCAAUUUGUAUAGCAGACCCUCAUGCCAAAUUCUCUCUCUCUCUCUCUCUCUCACUCACUCUCUCUCUCUGUGUCUCUCUCUCUGUGUCUCUGUCUCUGUCUGUGUGUCUCUUCUCUCUCCCCUCCCCCAGGUAAGGGACGGCUCCACGGUGAGCUCUCCUCUGAUUGGUACAUACUGUGGCACCACCAUGCCAGCCAUGCUCGAGUCCACCCAGAGGUCCAUGUACAUCCGCUUUAAGACUGACUCGUCCGUCUCCAACCAUGGCUUCACUGCAUCCUACGACUCUGCUAUGGAGGGUAAGCCCCUGGUACUCAUGGGAUAUGUAGUUUAUUCUGCCGUGACUAAAAGCUCAAAUAUCUACUAAUGUGUAUGUGUUGUCAGUGAGUGGUAUCUGUGAGCCUAUGUGUCCUGGGACUGGGUACUGUGACAACAACAUGUUUACCAAUCCUUUGUCUCUGUAUAAUGUUUCAAUAAAGAUGUAUUGUGUUGACUCUGAAUGAGGUGUAAAAAUAACAGUAUAUUUUAACCCAAUUUGAGCCUGUUUCCCUGUUUGAUGCCAGGUUGUGGCACUACGCUUAAUGCCCCGUCGGGGUCCCUCACAAGCCCUGGGCAUCCCAACAACUACCCCCAUGGAGCCAACUGCACCUGGUACAUCUCUGUCGCACCCGGCAACCUCAUCCGCCUGUCCUUCACCUCCUUCAACAUGGAGUACCACACCAGCUGUAACUAUGACUACGUCGAGGUGUAUGACAAUGGCACCGUUGCGACUGGGACCAAGCUUGGCAGGUAAAGUACAGUACAUGCAAACAAACCCAUGUCAAGAUGUUAAGAACCCGUGGCAAUAUGGUGAUUACGCUAAAUCAUGCUGAUGUGUGAACAUUGCCAUGAUUCAAAGUCAAUAUGCUUUUUAGAAGUGAAUCACUCUCGUGAUAAUUUACUCCAACUCGACGUCAACUCAAACUUCAGGUAACUUCUGUUGGUCAGGGAUCAGGUUGAUUGUUUGGGCAUGAAUGACUGAGUUCCCCCCCCCCCCCCAUCUGCCCUAUAUCUUUCCAGGUACUGUGGUCGGUCCGUCCCUCCCUCUCUGACCAGCACAGACAACCUGAUGACUGUCCUCUUUGUCUCCGACAUCAGCCUAGCAACCGAAGGCUUCUCUGCCAACUAUGUCUCCAUCAACGCCACCACCGGUACGGUUACCCUCGGCAACAAGAAACAUUACGGUUACCCUUGGCAACCACUAUUUCCAUUUACAACAGCCCAACAACGCAUUCCCAUUCACAGAAAAAGUCGCAUAAAAUGUGUGAUAUAUGAGGGUUAGAAAGAGGACAUCACCGCCACCACGAGUACUGUUACCCUCGACAGCAUCAAGAAUUCCAAUUAACAGAAAAAUAGAAAAUUACUUGUCACAUAAAAUAGAUGAGAUAUCAGGGUUAGAGGGGGUUCAAACCUGGCUGAUUGUGUAAUUGUAACAAAAUAACCAAAACAAAGUUAAGCAAGAAAACAUGCAGAAAAGAUGGCAGUAGUAAAGGAGAGUUUGACCAAUGCUUUGCCUCUUGCUUGAAUGUUACUGUCGUCUGCUGCACACAACAUUCCCCCCAUAUUUUCCUCUACUCCUGUCGAACGAAAAUAUGGUGUUGAGGUCUGGUACUGCAAGACUACCCUUGUGUUAACCCCAUCUCUUUCCCCUCAUAUUCACGAAAUCAUAUUAAUCUCAUGUCUUCCCCAGACUGUAGUGAGACGUUCACCUCCCCUACAGGAGAACUCAGCUCUCCUAACUUUCCCAGUAACUACCCCACCAACCGCCAGUGUAUCUACAAGAUCAUCGUUGGGGUCAACAUGCAGAUUAUGCUCAACUUCACUGACUUUACUCUGGAGGGCUCACCACCCAACUGUGCUUUAGACUAUGUAGAGAUCAGGUGAGCACCCAGUCAUAAUAGACCUGAUCUGAAUCAGCUGUUACUGGAGGAUGUUUGUCAGUUGUAUGAUUCAAUUUGACUUGAGCAGUCAUUUUUGUGUAAUUAGUAGCUAGCCAGGCAAGAAAACUCAUGCCUAAGUAAUAUGUGAUUAGAAUAAAAAUGAGACCUAUGUCAGCAAGCGUGACAAGAUGAAAGCUGUUAAUAUUGCUAGCAACUUAAAGGCCACUAUUUAUAUCUCCCAAUGUUCUCUCUGUCCGACAGAGAUGGCGGUUAUGAAACCUCUCCUCUGAUUGGCAAGUUCUGCUCCACCCAGAGGCCUCCAAUGCUGGUGUCCCAUAGCAACCGCCUGUGGCUCAUGUUCCGUUCCGACUACUCUGUCACCUUCCCUGGCUUCAGGGCACACUGGGACGGCACGCAGACAGGUGUGUGUGGGAGAAAUGUAUAUUUCACUAGCAUCAUCUUCAACAGGUAUUGUGCUACAUACCAGAAAAUGUAUGAUACUUUGACUACUCAGAAUCUUAACUCCAUCCCUUUAUUUUUACCUCUCUCCUCCUAUUCCUCUCCUUUUGUCCCUGCCCUUUCCCACCCUAGGCUGUGGAGGUACUCUGACCACCAGUUCAGGAGGGUUCUCCUCUCCUAACUACCCCCUACCCUACCACACUAACGCUGAGUGCUACUGGCUGAUCAAGGCCAGCGCUGGGAGCCUGAUCACUCUCAGCUUUGGCAACUUCGAUCUGGAGUCCAGCACCAGCUGUACAUAUGACUACCUGGCUGUGAGUACAGAACACUGUUCAAGGUUAUUACACCCACAUAACAGUCAGUCAAUACAAAAUGAAAUUGAACACGAGAGACAAUUAGGUGUUCAUGACAUUGCUGAAAGAAAAGCAUAUCCCUUGCCCCUUUUGAUGUUAGAAGAAUAUCUAACAUAAUGCCUGUCUGCCUGCCUGCCUGCCCGUCUGUCCGUCCGUCUGUCCAUAGGUAUACGAUGGGAACAGCACUAAUGCGCCACAGCUGGCCAACCUGUGUGGGACUCAGUUGCCUGCCCCCAUCAACUCCAGUAGGAGUCAGCUCUAUGUGAAACUACGCACAGACAGUAUCAUCACAGCUGGAGGCUUCGUGGCCAUGUAUACAACCAGUGAGCACCUAUUACACACACACACACACACACACACACACACACAAGUCUAGCUUUACACCAGGAUACCUACCUAGUAACCACUCCAUGUAGUUGAUGUGUCAACCUAUCCUAAUGGAGCUGUAGGGUGAUUAUAAGCCAUCUGGCUUUCCAAAGACUCCAUCCAGCCAUCUCUGUGUGCUGCUUGAGCUGGUGCGCCCAUGUUGAUUUUGUAGGGCACAUUUUACAUUCUUGUUAUCCAAUUCUACACGUUUACGUUGACAUUAGUUACAUUUGAAGCUUGAGAUACAGUAAACCUUAUUAAAGUUAAUGCUGUGCCAUACCGAAGUGGCUUACAGUGGUAUCCCAGGGUGCUUUUUGUUUGGUUUCCAUGGAAACAGCGUUAGGGAACGCACUCUUGGGGUUCGAGAGGUGAGGAGACCGAGUUGGCAGAGGUACUCACACUACAAAAGAAUGUCAGAGUGGGGACUGGCUUUACUUCUUAUUGUCAGUGUUGUCAAAUGGGCUUUCUGGAAGUCAUGCUGAAAGGAUAAGAGGUCAGUCUUAGUGAAGUCUGUCUUGUUUUGUUUCUGUCACACAGCGGUUUCCAACUUGGCCCUGGACUCAUGUUCUCAUUCUGUCCCUGGAACACUAAUUGUCACUUAGGUUUAUACAGAGAGGUCAGCUCUGCUCUCAAGCUUUAUUUAGUUAUUCCUGGAAAAAUAACACAGUUUCAGUUUGACUCUCACAGAGUUGAAAAGUGCGAUGUUGGCUCUCAUGCUUAAUCUUGACAUUUCUGUCCAAAAACACAACAUACCAUUUAAUAAUGGAAUAUAUUUUGAUAACAGGCAAAUAUAUCCUUCUAAAUAUCACCAUUUAAUCCAGUAAAUUGAAUACUGCUAUAUUCACUAUUAACUCACUCUCCGUCUUCCUUAGGCUGUCAAGGUGUGCUGAUCGCCAACCAGGCGCAUGGGCAGAUUGAGUCUCUGAACUAUCCCAACACCUACCCCCACAACUCCCUGUGUAGCUGGACCAUCCAGACCACCAUGGGCAACACCAUCAACUACACCUUCAUGACCUUUGACCUGGAGAGGACUAGCGUCUGUAGUUUCGACUACGUCAAGGUGGGUGAUGACAUUAAGUCCCAAGUGGCACCCUAUUCCCUUUAUAAUGCACUACUUUGACCAGAGCCCUAUGUAGGGAAUAGGGUGCCAUUUGGGAAACAGUGCAAGAUAAUGUGAAGCUAGUGUGGUUUAAUGUACUCUAAUCAGAGGACCAUCAUAAGUGGCGAGUGGCGCAGUGGUCUAAGGCACUGCAUCGCAGUGCUAGCUGUGCCACUAGAGAUCCUGGUUUGAAUCCAGGCUCUGUCGUAGCCGGCCGUGACCGGGAGACCCAUGGGGCGGCGCACAAUUGGCCCAGCGUCGUCCAGGGUAGGGGAGGGAAUGGCCGGCAGGGAUGUAGCUCAGUUGGUAGAGCAUGGCGUUUGCAACGCCAGGGUUGUGGGUUCGUUUCCCACGGGGGGCUAGUAUGAUUUUUUUUUUUUUUAUGUAUUCACUAACUGUAAGUCGCUCUGGAUAAGAGUGUCUGCUAAAUGACUAAAAUGUAAAUGUAAUAACAUUGGGAAACUGAAUGGAUCUAAAUUAUAGAGGACGAAACUUCCUGGCCUGAGCUUUCUGUUCUCCCAGAUGACAUCACUCCAGGAAAGGCAUGGUCAGGCCAGGAGGUCACCACCCCAUUCAUGUGAUUACCGUAGUGUUGUGUGUUAGUAGUCAUGAGUGAUGGGUUGGCCCAUUCAAAUCUGGGAGGAAGUAUCAGUUUCCUCUGCUCUGCUCUGACUCACCACAUGGACAGGGAGCAGGAGACAGGUGGACUGCUGACUGCUUAUACUCUGGAGAUAUGAUAGUAUACACAGUGACUGUGGUUCUCAACACAUGCAUCAACACUUUUGACAUUACAUUUUGUUGCAGUUUUUAAAAUAUAUUUCUUACAUUGAGAAGUUGGAUAUCAGCUCUCUCUCCACUGUAGGGUAGUUACUAAUGUCCUGGACUGAGCUGGAAUAGAAUUUGUUUGAAGCCUGCAUGGAAAGUAGUUGAUAGACAGUUUGUUGUGAUCUGUAUAGAUUUGAGCACAAGUUCUCACAGGUUUUCUUCAGGGGUUCCUUUUGACAUGAUUUUCAAGGAAGACCUCAUUUCUUAAAACAUGCUACAAGGGUGGUCUUUCAUGGCUUACAUAAUACCAGUGAGUUCUAUGGCUCUUCAUCUAACUCACUCACUGGAAAUAAAUGUCUUUGUGGAAACAAAAUAAUGCUGUUUUCAACUGGCCCCCUGGUCACCAUGACAACCCCAACACACAUGGAUUGCAUCAUGGGCUCCGAGUUAAAUAGACUCAUUCUGUGUGGAUUUCCUGGAGACGGUAAUUCACCUCCUCCUGCUGCCCCUCUAUUUGGCUAGGCUGAUCUCACCACUGGUUUUGUUGCCUACAUUCUAUUCCACAGACCUGUAACUUUAGUGUGCCAGUCUAAGUAUUUACCUCAUAGAGCACUGUGUGGCCCAAACCCCUAUGGGCCCUGGUCGAAAUGAAUGCCAAACAUUUCAUAAUUUUCAGUGUACAAAACUGAAAUGACUCAUGAAGAUGAUGUCAUGACAUUGUACUCUCAAAUAAUGUUGAUUGUAACUGAGGGAACAAUAACCUUGUUGCAAAUCACCAAUAACACAUUACCCUUUUAUAAGUACACAAUCGUAAUUCAACUAUCUGUAGUUAUAUUAGUCUGAAUUUUCCUUUAGUCCUCACAGUAUAUCCACAGGAAAUGGAAAUGGAAAUCUUUCUGUUUGUUUACCUUUGAAUGUAAUGAAUCCGAGAUGUCAAGCUUUGUAUUACAUGGAAGGUCAUCCUCAUCAUUACCUGGUCUAACUGCUGAUCUCUAACCCCCAUAGAAUGUAUGGCCUGGUUAGCACAGUUGAGGUAGAGAAGGUUAACAUCAAUAACACAGAGGUCUUAACAGGGAAUGAUUCAUCUAUACAGCUUUAAUUUCACAUCUUCAAGCUUAGGCCUCUACGUCCAUUCACUGACAUGUAGACAUACAGUGGGAUCCAUAAUUAUUGGCACCCUUGAUAAAGAUGAGCAAAAAAUACUAUAUCAAAUAAAUAAUACAAAUACUGAGCUAUAUUGUACGCUAAAAACAUUUGGAAAAUUAUAUUAUAUUAUACUAAUACAAAUAAAACAAUCUAAAAAAGAUGGGAGUAUAUUUUUAGCACCCGUUUUCAAUACUCUAGCACCUUACCCUUGCAAGGAUAAUGACAAUGAGCCUUUUUCUAAAAUGUUUUAUGAGAUUGAAGAACACAUUGGGAAAGAUCUUAGACCAUUCCUCCAUACAGAAUCUUUCCAGAUCCUUGAUAUCUUUUGACUGCCCGCUUCAAUUCAAACCACAGGUUUUCAAUGGGGUUCAAGUCCGGAGUCUGUGAUGGCUGUUGGAUCAUUUCAACUAAAAAAACACAAGAAAAAGGAUGUCUGACAACUAGUAUGGAGCUGUGGCUCGGAGUAUUGUUUCUUCAUCCUAUGUAAUGUAUUCUCAGUGAAUUUGGUGAUGUUUAUUUCCCCUGUUCAGAGAGAUGUGUCAUUGAAGUUGUUAGGUUUAUGUUCCAUCCAACAUCCUGAUAUGACCAUGUUCUGACCAUUAGAUGGUGCUGUUCAUGCUAUUAGGUGAAGCUGGUUUACGAGGUACAACAUACUAUGGGGAAAUAUAAUCACGCCCCAAGCCGACCCCAACGGAUACUAAAUGAAAAGGCCAAUGGCAGACCACCCAGACCCCGCCAGAUGCAGCAGUCUGGGUAUUGCGCACCACACGGUGCCUAAUAACUUUCCCCUGUCCUAGCAGUAAGCACACUGGGCUACGAUAUCCAAGCGAUAAAACCUCACAAAAGUGUGUGGUGAUGCCCAACUCGCCACAGCACAAAUGUAUCCUAUAGUCAACCCUUUAAACAACGCUCAAGAUGCUGCCCGACCCCUGCUGGAGUGAGUGCGUACACCACUAGGUAACCCUUGCUCCUUGCUGCUAUGUGCCAGGGAGAUAGCCUCAACAAUCCAGUGGGAGAAAUGCUGCUUAGAGAGCGCCCUGCUGGACACAUAACCGGAUAUCCCGGGUCCGUUCAAACACAAGGAUGUCCCUCACAGAGCACUGAAAAGGAACCAGUCCUUUAUCUUGGCAGCAGAGCUCAAACGCUUGCCACUUAUAUGCAUACAGCCCUCUUGUGGAGGGUGCCCUUGCAGACUGAAUGGCAGCAAUAACCUUUAGAGCUAAACCCCUAGCCAUCAGAUUGGCCCUCUCAGGGGCCAGGCCCAUAGGAACUAAAUCUCUGGCCUCAUGCCAAACCUGUCCAUGACCACCUUGUGGGACAACACCUGGCCCAUGAGAACCCCUUGUGAAAGCAGCCAGGGAUCCAUCCACUGGGCCAGUGCCCGAAGGCAUGUCAGGGACACCUGUAUCGACCGGUUUAGAAAUUGGGCCUAGUAGAGCUGGAACCCUGACCCCCUCUCUGGGGAUAAAAAAAAAAAACACCAGUCUAACUCGAAACCCAGGAAUGGAAUGCGCUGCAAUGGGGUUUGACAGCUCUUUUUCUGGUUUACAAUAAAACCUAGAGAGUAUACAUGGGACACCAGCCUGGAUGUGUGUAACACUGCUUAUUCCCUAGACUCCGUUGCUAUCAGCCAAUUGUCCAGAUAGGCCAUUACCCUCAGCCCCUGGCCCCUCAUGGGUGCCACAGCUACCUCCACCACCUUUGAAAAGAUGCGAGGCGAGAGGGACAUGCCGAAAGGGAGUACCAAAAACUCAUGGCUAUCACCUCAUAAUGGAAUGUCAGAAACUUUCUGUGGCUGGGGUACAUGGGCACAUGAAAGUACGCAUCCUUUAGGUUGAUGAUGGUGAACAUCUUGAAUUUGCAAACUCUGAGAUGUUUGUUCAGGGCAUGCAUGUCUAGAAUGGGGCGUAAACCCCCGGUCCCUUUUCAGAACCAGGAAAUACCAGCUGUACCAGCCGUCCUAGGCUUCCGACAGAGGAACCACUUGCCUAUUUCUGGAGCAGGAAGGGAUAUUUCCUACCUUAAUACUGGAGCUGAGGCCAGGGGAACAGUCGACGUGAUGAAGCCGCAAAAACGUGGGGGCCGUACAAGAAAUUGUAGCCUGUACCCCAAAGUCACUGUUCGCAUUACCCAGGUCGGAGCAGGCAGCGAGUCUCCCGUAAAGGUCCAUCUGAGGGCGCAUAGGUUCUUUAUUAACAUCUCCACCAUUUUCGACAUUCUUGUCUGAAUGUGGAGGAGGGACAUAUUUUAUUGAACUCAUGUGGAAUACACAAUACUCUUGAAACCCGAAAACAAUGGGGUUGAAACAAUGUGUUUAGGUGCCUGAAGCCCGGUCCACUCUGGGUUCGGGGGCUUCGGCCAUCCGUGACGUAUCCCGAUUGGCUGUGCCACUUGGGGGUACUGUUGUCACCACCGGUGGUUGGCAAGGGAGGACCUGAUCCCGUGCCACACCCCAUCCCAGAGCUAGGUGCGCAGGGUCUAUCUCCUUCCAUGACAGGACUAGCUCUCACUUCGCCCCUGGAAGCGGUGGCGGCACUUGUGCCUGGCAGUCUGGCGUUGCGCCUGGGAACCAGGCCUGUCCGACCUAGUGCUGGGCCCGGCCCCGGGGGCAGCCCACUUAGCCGGCUGAGCUCCGCCUGCUAGCCUUCCGGAAGGUGCCCCCCCGGCAUCCCCAAAGGACCUCAGACGGAACUGAGCCUGUAUAGCCUCCAGGGGCGAACCGAACAACCCCGUGGGAGAAAUCUGUCUGUCCCCUUCCGGCACCUGUGAAAGUGUCAACCAAAGAUGACGCUCUGCCACCACAGUAGCUCCCAUGCUCUUCCCGAGCACCUGAACGGUGCACCAACAUAUGCGCAGAAUGAAGUCGGCCGUAACACAGAUCUCAUCCAGGAGCUCUGCGUGGGGCUCUAUGGUCAGAUGACAUGAAAAUAGAGCUCUUUGACCACACACACCAGUGGUGGGUUUGGCGUUGAAAAACAGAAGCAAGUGCAGAAAAGUACCUCAUACCUAAUAUGGUGGUGGAUCGUUGAUGUUAUGGGGCUAUUUUGCUUCCACUGGUCCUGGGGCCCUUGUUAAAGGCCCAGUGCAGUCAAAAAUGUGAUUGUCCUGUGUUUUAUAUAUAUUUCCACACUAUGAGGUUGUAAUAAUACUGUGGGAUUGUGAAAAUUAUGAUAAUACCCUUUUAGUGUUUUGGUUGGAUGGAGUUUUGGCCUACCUGGUGACAUCACAAGGCGGUAAAUUAGUUAAUAGACCAAUAACAAAGAGUUCCAAACCUCUCUGACAGCUAGUUUUCAGUUUUCCUCUUCCCCUCAGACAGUCCUAGCAAAUUCUUGCUUGAGAAAUUGCUCUCUGCUAAGAAGUUUCUUUUUGACCAUUUUAGUUCAAAACAAUCACAGUAAGGUACUUAAUUGUUACCCAGACCCUUCUGUUUUUGAGAUUUUUAUUUUAUUACUUGUUAAACAAAAUGUAUUUCUCUAAGCAAUUGUAUACAAUAAUUUAAUUUGCAAAUUGUUUAUAUAUUUGUCAUCGCACCUGAAAGACAGUUGUUGACACAAUCCUUGUGACUGUCAUUUGUUUUGACAUGUAAAUUGUAAAACUGGAAGCUGAGAAUGUUGUUCAACUUGAAGGCUUAAAUCUGACUCAAGUUCUCCCUCUGCCACCUCUGGUUCCCACCCUCAACCCCCCAGCCUCUCUCUGUAUGUCUCCCACAUACUAUGUGGAAUCAUUUUACAGUGCUUUUAGAAGGUAUUCAAACACCUUGACUUUUUCCACAUUUUGUUGUGUUACAAAGUGGGAUUAAAAUUGAUUUAAUUGAAAUGUUUUGUCAACGAUCUACACAAAAUACUCUAAUGUCAAAGUGAAUAAAAAUUCUAACAUUUGUACAAAAAUUAAGGGUUCAACCACCGGAGUCCAAUACAUGUUAUAAUCACCUUUGGCAGUGAUUCUUUCUGGGUAAGUCUAAGCGCUUUGUACACCUGGAUUGUGCAAUAUUUGCACAUUAUUCUUUAAAAAAAUUCUAGCUUUGUGAAGUUGGUGGUUGAUCAUUGCUAGACAGCCAUUUUCAAGUCUUGCCAUAGAUUUUCAAACCGAUUUAAGACUAACUGUAACUAGGUCACUCAGGAACAUUCAAUGUCGUCUUGGUAAGAAACUCCUGUGAAUGUUUGGCCUUGUGUUUUAGGUUAUUGUCCUGCUGAAAGGUGAAUUUGUCUCCCAGUGUCUGUUGGAAAGCAGACUGAACCAGGUUUUCCUCAAGGAUUUUGUCUGUGCUUAACUCUAUUCCAUUUAUUUUUAGUCCUUCGCCGAUGACAAGCAUACCCAUAACAUGAUGCAGCCACCACCAUGCUUGAAAUAUGAAGAAUGGUAGUCAGUGAUGUGUUGUGUUGGAUUUGCCCCAAACAUAACGCUUUGUAUUCAUAAAGUAAAUUUCUUUGCCACAUGUUUUGCAGUUUUACUGUACACUACAGUUUUACUGUAGUGUCUUAUUGUAAACAUGUUGCAUGUUUUGGAAUAUUUUUAUUCUGUACUGGUUUCCUUCUUUUCUCUCAGUCAUUUAGGUUAGUAUUGUGGAGUAACUACAAUGUUGUUGAUCCAUCCUCAGUUAUCUCCUAUCACAGCUAUUAAACUCUGUAACUGUUUUAAACCAUUGGCCUCAUGGUGAAAUCCCUGAAAUCCCUGAGCGGUUUCCUUCCUCUUUGGCAACUGAGUUAGGUAGGACGCCUGUAUCUGUGUAGUGACUGGGUGUAUUGAUACACCAUCCAAAGUGUAAUUAAUGACUUCACCAUUUAAUGACUUCUAUUUUUACCCAUCUACCAAUAGGUGUGCUUCUUUGCGAGGCAUUAGAAUACCUCACUGGACUUUGUGGUUGAAUCUGUGUUUUGAAAUGGAUUGCUCAACUGAGAGACCUUACAAAUAACUAUGUUCAGGUUACAGAAAUGAGGUAGUCAUUCAGAAAUCAUGUUAAACACUAUUAUUGCACACAGAGGGAGUCCAUGCAACUAAUUAUGUGACAUGUUAAUAACUUUUUUUUACUGCUGAACGUAUUUAGGCUUGCAAUAACAAAGGGCUUGAAUACUUAGCUUUUAUUUUUGUAUUAAUAAUUCCACUGACAUUAUGGGGUAUUGUUUGUAAGCCAGUGACACAAAAUCUCUAUUUAAUCCAUUUUAAAUUCAGGCUGUAACACAACAAAAUUAGGAAAAAGUCAAGGAGUGUGAAUACUUUCUGAAGGCACUGCACUUCUUAGAUUAGACCCCCCCAGUUUCCACCUCCCUUUCAGGCCUCAGAAUAUGUCAGGAUUCAUGAAUCCCAUCUCCUCUCUCCUCCCCUUUCUCUGUUCUGGUCUGUUACAUAAGAACACAUCAUGCCAAGACAAUGGAGCUUAUUGUUGCAUUGUCACCACCUCACCACUAAUACAAUAUGUUUUCCAUGAGAAUAGGAAACCAUAUGUCAGGAUUUUAGUACAUCUGUUUGAAUUUCUAUACAUCUCCUGUAGCUCUGAAGUCCUGUGAAGCUAGCCAAAUAUGUGUAUGUUUAUAUUUGUAGCUUUAUUCUAACAUUUAUUCAAUUUUCUCAGAAUAGCUAACAGUUCCUAACCUGUCUCGAUAUUUCCCCCAGCUGUACAACGGUCCCAACGAUCAAGCCCCUCUGAUUGGCUCGUACUGUGGGAACACGCCCCCUCCGGCCAACACCACCACUAGCUCCUCCCUUCACGUGGUGUUCCGCACUGACUCAUCAAUUGCCAUGACGGGCUUCCAGAUGCUCUGGUACCAGAACGGUGAGACCAUAACACAACCACAACUAGCUCUUGCACCACAACACAACCACAAUAUGACUAUAAGUAAUAGAACCAUAACAACCAUACACAACAAACUGGCUGUGUCCAAAAUAGCACCCUAUUCCCUUCAUAGUGCAGUACUUUUGACCAGCAAACCCCGCCCAUCUGCCACUCCAGGUAAGCUAGAGCAAAGAUUUCAAAUAGUAUUUAAAACCAGGUCUGACUGUUAGUAUGAAUAUGAAGUUGUACUAGCUAGAUCGAAGAGGGACCACAAAUACCACGCCCCCCCCUUCCUCUUACUGCUGUGUUCCAUUAUGAUGUCAUCUGUUCCUUCUCCUCACUUUUUUCCCAAACAGCUCUGGGAACUCCCCCUGCCCUCACGCCCACAUAGGAAAGGGCCUGGCCCAAACACUCACUGUUACUGUACGAUUCACUGUAAAUAGGCCUAAAGCACAGCCAACAUGCUCUGUGUUGAAUUAUUUAGUAUACGACUGAAUGGCCAUUGGCAAGAGAAAUUGUGAAAUGGGACCGCUUGUGGAAGAAUAUGCAUUUGUCAUAAAAUACUAAUUUCGUUCAAUUUCAUCCCUUUUUGUCUCUACUCUAGCUGCAUCCUUAAUUACCAAAGUGUUAGAUUGGUACAUUCAGUCUUGGCAACCUAAUUUAAAGUAAUCCAUGUUUCAGGGAUAUUCAAUGAUUUGCAACACAGAGCUAGUCUGGGAAAAUACCCCCACUUUGUCCCUCAUGUUUUUCACCAAAGGAAAAGUUAGAUCAAGACUACCUUGAAAGCUGUAAGAGGCUUAUAGAAGAUAAGAGACACCACAAAGUUUAGAGGCCAACAUUCCUGUUGAUUUUUCAUAAAGGAUUACACUACAAUUUAGUUAAUAUUAAAGGAGUUGUAAUUAGCUCAAAGUCGUUUACAGAUUAAUUGCUUGUGCUCUUCGUUGCACAAUUACGGACAUUUGCAUUCACACAACACAUACAGUGUACAUAUCAUUUUUACUAUUUGUUCAGUACAGACUGAUCGCUCAGCAAUUCUGUCCCCUGCUUUACUUCUAUUCCACAACACUGUGAGAUUUACUGAGUGAAUAGCAGGAUGCCAUUGAAGUUGCUGAAAUGAUCUUGAUCGUCAUAGACCCAUGUAGAUUCCAAUAGAUGAACAUAGAUCUCAUUCCCCUCCAACUGCACAGUGAUCCCAUUAGAUACACUAGCCCAGUCGCCAGCACCGUUUCCCAUAGAAGUUACAAGUAAUUGACACAUUUUCAUCAGCAAUGUACAACAUUGGCCUGCAUUAUAGAUAUGAUAGUAUGUGAAGUGAUAGAGAUGCAUGCAGACGUCUAAGCAACUGUCACACGUUGUACGAUAGACCAUAAUGCAGUUGUCUUCAUUCAUCACUAUGUGGAGAUUACCUGUAUUUGGGCUCUAAGCAUCGCCGAUGUUGGUGAAGACCUUGCUGUAGAUCAGGGUGGUUAACGUUUUGUAGGGUCCGAAGUACCCGACACCUAGUCCAGCUGAGAAUGCCACCUUUGGUUUGGCUGGGGUACAUGCAAAGUGUUGCAACUUGCGUGAUAUAAUCACUCUUGAUAAAUGCUGUAACAAACUAUAGUGAACAGUUACAGUAUUAGCAUAUCUCAUCCAAACAUUGGGAAAGGAAGUUAGGCUAACCCUUUCAACAUACAAUUAUUUGAUGAAAAUAAUGGACAUUGAUAAUUAAUAAUAUUCCCAAAUCAUAAUUUGACUGCUUGUGCAUACAGUAUGCUCAGGGGAUAAUACUGUACGAUUUGGAAUGGCAAUGAUGAUACUCACAUAAUCUUUAAAUAAAAUAACUGUCAUGACCACAGACUCAGUAAAUGAUACAAUGUUACCUGCAUUCUGCUUCAGCUCCCCCACCUGGUCAGCCACUGUGAUGCUCAGUUGGGAUGUAAGACCUGGAGAAAUAUGAAUAUCAAGCUUUAAGACUCUAGUCAACUAGGCUCCACCUGCCUCACACUGGCACUCAACUCCAAUGCUUGAGCUAUGGUAUAGCAAGUAGAAGUGUUUUAAGGGCCAUAGGUUGAGAAAUUACAGAGCUUAUCAAUAAUGGACAAAACAGCAGAGAAUUAAGGUGAGCUCAGUCUAUGAAGGAGGCAAUUUUGAAUCAACCAGUUUUCAGACUAAGAAAAAAAUUACAUGUCUAACGGGCUAAAUAGUAUAUUAAUUGAUACCUUUGAUCUAACAGCUAAAUAGUCUCCCGAGUGGCGCUGUGCCACUAGAGAUCCUGGUUCGAAUCCAGGCUCUGUCGUAGCCGGCCGCGACCGGGAGACCCAUGGGGCGGCGCACAAUUGGCCCAGCGUCGUCCAGGGUAAGGGAGGGAAUGGCCGGCAGGGAUGUAGCUCAGUUGGUAGAGCAUGGCAUUUGCAACGCCAGGGUUGUGGGUUCGAUUCCAGUAUGAAAAAAUAAAAUAAAAAACAUGUAUGCACUCACUAACUGUAAGUCGCUCUGGAUAAGAGCGUCUGCUAAAUGACUAAAAUGUAAAUGUAAAGUGUAGUAUAUUAAUUGAUACUUUUGAUCUAACGGCUAAAUAGUAUAUUAAUUGACACCUUUGAUAUAACGGGCUAAAUAGUAUAUUAAUUGAUACCUUUUGAUCUAACGGGCUAAAUAGUAUAUUAAUUGACACCUUUGAUCUAACAGGCUAAAUAGUAUAUUAAUUGAUACCUUUGAUCUAUGAAAUUACACACCUUAAUGACAGGCGGCUUUUUGUCAUUAUUAGUCUAUGUGACCAACACUAACCAGCAUUACUAUGUCCCAAUUACCUCUCCUUCCUCCCAUCUUGCACUUGUUCACUUCCCUUUUUUUAUUUUGUUUAUUUAACCUUUAUUUAACCAGGUAAGCCAGUUGAGAACACGUUCUCAUUUACAACCUGGCCAAGAUAAAGCAAAGCAGUGCGAUAAAAACAACAACACAGAGUUACAUAUGGGGUAAACAAAACAUAAAGUCAAAAAUACAACAGAAAAUAUACAGUGGGGAAAAAAGUAUUUAGUCAGCCACCAAUUGUGCAAGUUCUCCCACUUAAAAAGAUGAGAGAGGCCUGUAAUUUUCAUCAUAGGUACACGUCAACUAUGACAGACAAAUUGAGGGAAAAAAAUCCAGAAAAUCACAUUGUAGGAUUUUUUAUGAAUUUAUUUGCAAAUUAUGGUGGAAAAUAAGUAUUUGGUCACCUACAAACAAGCAACAUUUCUGGCUCUCACAGACCUGUAACUUCUUCUUUAAGAGGCUCCUCUGUCCUCCACUCGUUACCUGUAUUAAUGGCACCUGUUUGAACUUGUUAUCAGUAUAAAAGACACCUGUCCACAACCUCAAACAGUCACACUCCGAACUCCACUAUGGCCAAGACCAAAGAGCUGUCAAAGGACACCAGAAACAAAAUUGUAGACCUGCACCAGGCUGGGAAGACUGAAUCUGCAAUAGGUAAGCAGCUUGGUUUGAAGAAAUCAACUGUGGGAGCAAUUAUUAGGAAAUGGAAGACAUACAAGACCACUGAUAAUCUCCCUCGAUCUGGGGCUCCACGCAAGAUCUCACCCUGUGGGGUCAAAAUGAUCACAAGAACGGUGAGCAAAAAUCCUAGAACCACCCUAGUGAAUGACCUGCAGAGAGCUGGGACCAAAGUAACAAAGCCUACCAUCAGUAACACACUACGCCGCCAGGGACUCAAAUCCUGCAGUGCAGGACGUGUCCCCCUGCUUAAGCCAGUACAUGUCCAGGCCCGUCUGAAGUUUGCUAGAGUGCAUUUGGAUGAUCCAGAAGAGGAUUGGGAGAAUGUCAUAUGGUCAGAUGAAACCAAAAUAUAACUUUUUGGUAAAAACUCAAUUUGUCGUGUUUGGAGGACAAAGAAUGCUGAGUUGCAUCCAAAGAACACCAUACCUACUGUGAAGCAUGGGGGUGGAAACAUCAUGCUUUGGGGCUGUUUUUCUGCAAAGGGACCAGGACGACUGAUCCAUGUAAAGGAAAGAAUGAAUGGGGCCAUGUAUCGUGAGAUUUUGAGUGAAAACCUCCUUCCAUCAGCAAGGGCAUUGAAGAUGAAACGUGGCUGGGUCUUUCAGCAUGACAAUGAUCCCAAACACACCACCCGGGCAACGAAGGAGUGGCUUCGUAAGAAGCAUUUCAAGGUCCUGGAGUGGCCUAGCCAGUCUCCAGAUCUCAACCCCAUAGAAAAUCUUUGGAGGGAGUUGAAAGUCCGUUUUGCCCAGCGACAGCCCCAAAACAUCACUGCUCUAGAGGAGAUCUGCAUGGAGGAAUGGGCCAAAAUACCAGCAACAGUGUGUGAAAACCUUGUGAAGACUUACAGAAAACGUUUGACCUGUGUCAUUGCCAACAAAGGGUAUAUAACAAAGUAUUGAGAAACUUUUGUUAUUGACCAAAUACUUAUUUUCCACCAUCAUUUGCAAAUAAAUUCAUUAAAAAUCCUACAAUGUGAUUUUCUGGAUUUUCUUUCCUCAUUUUGUCUGUCAUAGUUGACGUGUACCUAUGAUGAAAAUUACAGGCCUCUCUCAUCUUUUUAAGUGGGAGAACUUGCACAAUUGGUGGCUUUUCCCCCACUGUAUAUACAGUGUGUGCAAAUGUAGCAAGUUAUGGAGGUAAGGCCAUAGGCCAUAGUGCAAAUUAAUUACAAUUUAGUAUUAACACUGGAAUGAUAGAUGUGCAAGAGAUGAUGUGCAAAUAGAGAUACUGGGGUGCAAAUGAGCAAAAUAAAUAACAAUAUGGGGAUGAGGUAGUUGGGUGGGCUAAUUUCAGAUGGGCUUUUGCCCAAUAAAUCAUCACUGAUUUGAAAGGAAAUGACUGGUAUAGCAAAUAUGGUGGAAACUCCCACUAGCCCAUACCUUCAACAAUCCAAUUAUUUUAGAUUUGUGGGAAGUGGUGAGCAAGUAUACUCUUCAGGUGAAAGGAGAAAUUAGUGGAACCCACCCCUUAUCUCCAUCAGCCUUACUGACUCAGUGUGGCCCCCUACAGGUUGUGGUGGGGAUCUGUCUGGUCCCACGGGCUCCUUCAACAGCCCAGGAUACCCCAACAGAUACCCAGAGAACAGAGAGUGUAUCUGGCACAUCCAGACUGCCACAGGAAGCAGCAUCACCAUCACCAUCUAUGAGUUUGAUGUGGAGUACCACCCUGACUGCAACUAUGACGUACUGGAGGUAAUGUGUGUGUGGUGUGUCAAUGUGUGUGUCGGUGUCCGUGUGUGCCUGUGUUUGUGUUGGUGUGGGUCUUAGUGAGUGUGUGUUUGAUACUGCGUGGUGUAUGCCAGAUUUGUGUUGUGCUUACUCCUGUGCUAGCUGUACCCAGAGGGCCUAGCGCGGAGUAGCUCACGCCAGUGGAAUGCUGACUUCCACCAGACAGAACAGUGAAUGGAGCCAGCGGGGCAGAAAUGACCUGGAAAUCACAGCUUAGAGAGCUAGCUAGCUGGCCUUUAUCUGGUCCAACUGCCUCCAACACUGGACUCACCCCGCCACCGCCAAACUACCCACAGUCCCUCAGGGUCAUUCAGUGUCUUCACCCUAACUUCCCACAAAUGUCACUUCAUCAUCAUGUGGUUAUCAGCUGCUUCUUCCUGUCCUGUAACUGACCAAAUAUGUUUGUUGUUGUGGACACAAUCUGUAGACCAGCAAAACAUUUUAAAGGAUGGUCUGACAAUUAGCUCAUUUGAUUCCCAUGUGUCCUAUUUUUAAACCAGACAAAUGAGCAUAGAUGAGGACAUGAACAUAGUUAAGUGAUAACCUCAGCUCUAAAUAUGCAGUGAAAGUCCGAAUGUGCAUUCUGUACGGUCUUUGUACCCUUCAAUGGCCCGUUGUUGCUACAUUAGGUUGUAUGUACACUGAGUGUACAAAACAUUAGGAACACCUUCCUAAUAUUGAGUUGCACCCCCUUUUGCCCUCAGAACAGCCUUAAUUCAUCGGGGCAUAGACUCUACAAGGUGUCAAGCUUUCCACAGGGAUGCCGGCCCAUGUUGAAUCCAAUGCUUUCCACAGUUGUGUCAAGUUGACUGCAUGUCCUUUGAGUAGUGGACCAUUCUUGAUACACACAGGAAACUGUUGUGCGGGAAAAACCCCAGCAGCAUUGCAGUUCUUGACACACUCAAACCAGUGCGCCUGGCACCUACUACCAUACCCCGUUCAAAGGCACUUAAACCUUUUGUCUUGCUGAUUCACCCUCUGAAUGGCACACAUACACAAUCCAUGUCUCAAUUGUCUCAAGGCUUCAAAAUCAUUAUUUAACCUGUCUCCUCCCCUUCAUCUACACUUAUUGAAUGGAACACUGGUCACUUUAAUAAUGGAACACUGGUCACUUUAAUAAUGUUUACAUACUGUUUUACCCAUUUCAUAUGUAUAUACUGUAUAUUAGUCAAGGCCAUCCUAUUCAACCAUUGCUGUACAUAUACUAUUCUAUCCAACGUAUUCUUCAGAUACUACAUAUUCUAUCCACAUACUGUCCACAAUGUCUAAACAUCCCAUCACAUAUAUAUAUAUAUAUAUAUAUAUAUAUAUAUAUAUAUAUAUAUAUAUAUACUCCGACAUUGCUCGUACUAAUAUUACUUAAUUCCAUUCUUUUACUUUUAGAUUGGUGUGUAUUGUUAGAUAUUACUGCACUGUUGGAGGUAGAAACACAAGCAUUUCGGUACACCCGCAAUAUCAUCUGCUAAAUAGGUGUAUGCGACCAAUAAAAUUUGAUUUGAUUUAAUAGGUGACAUCAAUAAGGGAUCAUAGCUUUCACCUGGUCAGUCUGUCAUGGAAAGAGCAGGUGUUCCUAAUGUUUUGUACACUCAGCGUAAUAUUUAUGGCUGUAUGCCGUAAAACCCAGUGAUCUCUACUGUACAAUCUUUGUGACCCAAACACUAACCCCUAAACCCUGUCUCUCUACAGGUGUAUACAGGUCCAGACCUGUCAGCUCUCUGUCUCGCCCAGCUCUGCACAACCUCCACCAUUUAACUGUAUCUUCCUUAACCCCUGAACCUCUGACCUUUAACCUCUAACCCCUGUCUUUCCACAGGUAUACGGAGGCCCUGACCUUUCAGCCCCAAGGCUAGCCCAGCUCUGCACAACAACCUCCAGCCCCCUCCAGGUGUCCAGCACGGGGAACAUGGUCACAGUCCGCUUCAAGUCUGACCCCUAUGUCAGUGGCCGAGGGUUCAAUGCCAGCUGGGUCGAGGUCCAGGGAGGUGGGUGAUAGUUGGCUGUAGACACAUACUGUACUGCACAUACACACAAAUACAUACACGUUUUCACUAAAUCCCGCUUCCUCCCCACUCUCCUCUCUUCCUCCCCAGGUUGUGGAGGUCCGAUCAAGGCCCCCAGUGGAGAGAUCCACUCCCCCAACUACCCCGCCAACUACCCCAACACGGUGGACUGUUCCUGGACCAUCUCAGUGGACGUAGGCCACCGGGUCCUCUUCAACUUCACUGACCUGGACAUAGAGCUCCACUCCAUGUGCCAGUGGGACCAUGUAGCUGUGAGUGACUUACUUUAUGAAUGAUGACGUGUUAAUGGUAUUUAUACUUCUGGGAUGAGUAGGACAUUUGGAAUGUGAUUGUGGUUCUACUCUCUUUAUGCCGCUAUCUCUCUCAAUGUCAGGGUAUUGGCAUGUCCACACUAACAGAUGUCAUGGUCCUCUGAAAGAAGCUUGGCAUCUGAACACAGAGACAUUUAUUAUUAUUAUUAUUAUUACAUUCUAUUGAAAUAUCAACUACUGUUCUGAGGGCAGUUUCCAGUCUGUCCCUCCCACUGCCUCUGUCAUUCUAAGUGGCCUUUGUUCCAUCCCCCCAUCACAGAGAGACAAACCACAAACAGAGUAGAGCUCUUUGUCUCUCUGUGGUUUGGCCAUCUUCUUGUCACAUUCCACGGCCCAUUAUUAACACAGUAAAGGGAAGACAGUACCACCGAAAUUAUGUGAUGUCUCUGAUGUCCCACUGGUCAAGUGCCCUAGUGGUCUGUGAUACAAGCUAGUGCUACAGAUUCUGUUCAGGGAAACAAGUAGCCUUCAGUUUAUGCGAAAGAGCAUUCAGUGUGUAAGAUACAAGAUGCAAUGAAAAACUGCAUUGAGGUAGCCAACAGAAUAGUUAUCCUUUGAAAAGCCCCCAUAUGAAUCAAAUAAAGAGCUGGCGAAUGACCGAUCAUAUGUCAUUUUCUCACUUAAUUGUGAUCAUUGCGAGACACGAACUACAGGAAACAGAAAUUAUUCCAGUCCUAUUCCAUAUUUUCCAUUCUGAACAUCAACUUCUCAUCUUUACUGUGUGUGUGUGUGUGUGUGUGUGUGUGUGUGUGUGUGUGUGUGUGUGUGUGUGUGUGUGUGUGUGUGUGUGUGUGUGUGUGUGUGUGUGUGUGUGUGUGUGUGUGUGUGUGUGUGUGUGUGUGUGUGUGUGUGUGGUGUGUGUGUGUGUGUGUGUAGAUCUAUGAUGGACCCAGUAUGUCUGCUCCGCUGCUGGGUCAAGUGUGUGGUCAGACCCGGCCCUCCCCCAUCACCUCCACCCAGAACACCAUCUUUGUGCGGUUCAGAUCUGAUGCCAGCCUCAACCACCGGGGCUUUGCCGCCACCUUCUCCGAGGGUGGGUCAUCAGCACAGCUCGCAUGGCAAUAGAUACACAUAUUGAUACAUAUGCUGUACCUCUCUUAGCUGUUAUUGAGACAUUGAACACAUUUCUGGUUCAUUACAAAUAUAUUUAUGUGGACGAAGUCUGCUCCAGCAUUGAACAAUAUUUGUUUAAAAGUUCUGAAUCAUUGCCUUUUGCUAUAAAAGUGUAGAUUUUUGUUUGGAUUCUUGUUGUUAAAAAACUUUUAUUUCUCUCAGCUUGUGGAGCAACCUUCUUGACAGAUGACGUGGGCGGGGCCAUCGCGUCGCCACGGUAUCCUGCUGUCUACCCAGCCAAUCAGAACUGCAGUUGGAUCAUCAAGGCUCAGUUGCCAUGUCAGUUAGCCAAUCACAUCACAGAGACACACCACUCUAUCCACUGCACUACAGCUCCCAUUCAUUUCAAUGGCCUGCCAUCUUUGGUGAUUACCAUGGCGUUGACCAAUGGUACUUUACAAUAUAAAAACAAUGUAAUUGAUAGUUAUCAGUAACAAACUGAAGUCAUGCUGUGUCUUGUUUUCUCUUUCUACACUCUACCCACUGCAUAGUCAACCAUGUGACCCUGUCGUUUACGGACUUUGAGCUGGAGAGUCUCAACUCCAACUGUUCCCAUGACGCUGUGGAGAUCCUAGAUGGAGAUAACUACAUGGCACCAGUCAUUGGUAAGGUCAUGUUACAGGGAGUGAAUAUUACAGAAGAAUACAGAUCAGUGCUAGACAAUGGAUACUGAUCCUCUGAGGCUGCAAACUAUAGAAGAAUAUAAACAAGAACAGGGGAUAUAACAGAGACUGUGUAACCCUUUACACUCAAAACCAUAUAUGGGUUGAAAAUGGCAGAUUUGAGCGCUGAUCACCUCCUAAAUUAGAGCGCUGUGGCUGUAUAGUAACAUGCUAUAAAUGACAUCAGAGCUCAUAAAGGCCAAUUCCCAUGAGUGUAAAGGGUAAUGUCAUUGUUGCAGCACAUGGCCUUUAACAUGAAAUAACAUCUCUCUUCAUGAAAAUAUACUGUGUUGAAGUAUUACUGAAUACUACUCCAACACAGUGAGAUAGAUACAUUUUCCAUGUUAAUUGUGGUGAUAUUUAUUUUCCCCUCAGGUCGCUACUGUGGGACUGAGAUCCCUCACCCAGUCACAUCGUUCAGCAACGCCCUGGUUGUCAACUUUGUCUCUGACUCCUCUGUCGCCAUGAAGGGCUUCAGAGCAACCUACACAGGCUCCACCUCAAGUAAUGCAUCUAGCUGCAUUUGUCAGAAUGGUCAACUAUUAGUGGGACCCAAUGGUUGUGUCACAUAAGGUCUUAAAGUACCUUCAGAAAUGUAGUUUGAUUCCACAUAUCUACUGCUAUCUAUUGCCUAUCUUUGUAGCAAUCUCCAUAGAGAAUACAUCUGACAGUGAUCAGUUCUGACAGUGACUUACCCUAACCCUCCUCUCACUAAUCCUAACCCUGUCUUCCUCUCCCAGGCUGUGGAGGGGACUUGAUCAUGGAGACAGGGGCCUUCAACAGUCCUAACUACCCUGAUGCCUACCCUCCCAACGUGGAGUGUGUCUGGACCAUCACCAGCUCCCCUGGCAACCGCCUCCAGCUCUCCUUCAUGUAAGUCUCCUAUACUUAUCACGCAGUUAUUACAUAGGUUAUUACAUAAGAACAAAUGCCUACCUAUUGCAUCUUCUACGUAUACUGAGUAUAUUUAUUAUACUGGAAUAAGUAUGGAAUAAGUUCUAAAUAAAGUGGUUAUAACAGUGUUAUUACAUAGGUCAUUACAUAUCAAUAAAGUCAUGACUACGCUAAUAGUUAUUAUUUACCUCUCCUGUGCCAGAAUGUUCCAGCUGCAGCAGAGUUCUGACUGUAACAACGAUUACCUGGAGAUCCGGGAGGGAAACUCUACAGGCGCUCUGGUUGGUCGGUUCUGUGGGGACUCCCUCCCCUCCAACUACACGUCUCUGAUUGGCCACGUCCUGUGGGUCAAGUUCCGCUCAGACUCCUCUCUCAGCGGAGCUGGAUUCAGAGCUACCUUCUCCCACUGUGAGUGUGUGUGUUGGGGUUUUGUGGGCUCGUGCACACCGUAGUGUCUUACUGUACAUUCCACUCUCUCGAUGACACAAUGCAUCUCUUCAGAUGCUUUUCCUUUCUGUUAACGCCAUGCAUGCAUCACAUCCCUGUCGAUGGUCUAUCAAAGUCUUUCAAUGACAAGAUACAGUACAUUAGCUUUAGAUGCAUCUAGUCAUACACUCAGUAUGCUAAACAUAGGACAUGUGGUCUCUCCUUCUCCAGUGUAUGGGAAUGACAUCACAGGUACGUCAGGACAGAUAGCGUCUCCCCUGUACCCCCGGACAUACCCCAACAAUGCAGACUACCGCUGGACCAUCACUGUACCCGGAGACGACUACAUCCAGAUCCACUUCCUAGACAUCGACAUCGAGGACCUGUACGACUGCUACUAUGACCAGCUUAAGGUGUGCAUCAUUUAGGCGACUGAUUCUUUUGAAAUGACAACCUCUUCCCUUCAUAGAAUUGAAAACAUCCCCAAAAGUCAUCUCAUUUUGAUAUUAGUAAACGUUAGAUCACUAUCAUCCUUGAAAACUCAUUGUUGUGUUUGUUGUAAUAGGGGGUACUGUAAACAUGAUAUAAUAUAAUACUAAUACAAUAUAAGAAAGUUAUAUCGGGAACUAUAAACCAUUACCCAGUCUUUUACUUCUAACCUCUCUCUCUGUGUGUGGUCAGAUAUUUGACGGGCCCAAUAUCCAUGCCUACUCCCUGGGGACGUUCUGUGGUCUAUCCCUGCCCGCCUCGGUCAGUAGCUCCGGCAGCACUGUGACUCUAGAGUUCCAGUCCGACUCUGUGUUGGGGGGAAGAGGCUUCCUCAUUGAAUGGUCAGCCAUACAGAGCUCUGGACCCCUUCCCACCAUAGCACCAGGUGUGUGUUUAAGCCAGUCUGUGCGUGUGGGUGUUUGUGCACCCGUCCAUGCACCCAUCCGUGUGUGUUACUAUACUCAUUUCUAUCGCUCUCUCUGUAUGUAGGUGCAUGUGGGGGGGCUCUGAUGCCAGGCGACAGCCCCAGGUUCCUCUUCUCCCCCGGCUGGCCAGACAGCUAUGACCCUAACCUGGAGUGUACCUGGGUCAUCCGUUCCCCUGACUCUAUCGUGGAGCUCAACUUGCUGUCUCUGGACAUGGAGGACUACCCCACCUGCUACUACGACAGCCUGGUCAUCAGGGAUGGUGAGUGCGUGAGAGAGAGGCCUGGAUCCUGUUCAUUAGGCCACACCAUAGCAAAACUUUUUGUAGGAAAAUCAAGUAUUUCUCAUUGGACAAGUUCAGAUAGUACAUGUUUGUUUCACUCUGUUUUCUUCUGUUUCGUGCAAACUGAACAAGACCAUGGUUUAGUAAGACCUUUAUACUAGACUACUGGUUAAUCAGCUUUGUGUGAAGCGUAAAACACUGAAGUUUUACUUUCUAGUGUCUGGGAGACAGUAUGUCACUACCACAACACUGUGUAGUGUGUUUAUGUUUUAGCUAAGCAAAUGGACACAUCUCCUCGGUGAUCACUGCAUGUCCUUUCCUUUGUGUUCCUGAUGUUUACCCCAGUGUGUGUUCUCCUCCUCCAGGUGAGACCAACCUGUCCCCCCUGCUGAACACUGUGUGUGGCCGUGAGCUGCCUGGUCCCAUCCACUCUACAGGGGACUCCAUGUUCCUCCGCUUCACCUCAGACAGCAGUGUCUCUGGGAAGGGCUUCAACGCUUCCUACUCCAAGGGUGAGCUCACUCACAACCCUCUCUGAACCAAUCCAAUCACUGGAUGUUGUUGACCCUGCUAACUUGGUUGACAUCUCAUUCUCUUAACCUUGCUGCUGUCUUAGUUUAAUAUCCAGGCUGUUGAUUUCAUAUUGGUUUGUAUCAUAGGUUUUUGAUCUUCCUGGAUUCUGUUUCUCUAUGACUUUGACAAUGCAGAUCAUACUGAUAUCAUUGACUGUAUUUAUCUAAAGGAAAAAUAUAAUUCUCAGUAUCUCUUUGACAAGUGACAAUAAAAUUAUUGUUUUCUAAUUCUCCUUCUAGGUUGUGGUGGUCUACUGCACGCAGACAGGGGUGUGCUCUCCACCCCACGGUACCCCGAGAACUACCCGUCCAAUCUGGACUGUAGCUGGCACGUGAUGGUGACCCCAGGCUUCAGAGUGUCUGUUAACAUCCAGAGCCCCUUCCAGGUCCAGGGCUUCGGCACCGCCUGCAGCUCUGGAGACUACCUAGAGGUGAGAUACAGUGCAUUCGGAAAGUAUUCAGACCCCUGGACUUUUUCCAAAUUUUUCUACGUUUCAGCCUUAUUCUAAAAUUGAUUAAAUUGCUAUUUCUCCUCAUCAAUCACUGACAAAGCAAAAACACGUUUUUAGAAAUUUGUGCAAAUGUAUUACAAAUAAAAAACGGAUAUAUAACAUUUACAUAAGUAUUCAGACCUUUUACUCAGUACUUUGUUGAAGCACCUUCGGCAGCGAUUACAGCCUUAAGUUUUCUUGGGUAUGACUCUACAAGCUUGGCACACCUGUAUUUGGGGAGCUUCUCCCAUUCUCUGCAGAUCCUCUCAAGCUCUGUCAGGUUGGAUGGGGAGCGUCGCUGCACAGCUAUUUUCAGGUCUCUCCAGAGAUGUUCAAUCGGGUUCAAGUUCAGGCUCUGGCUGGGCCACUCAAGGACAUUUAGAGACUUGUUCCCAAGCCACUCCUGCAUUGUCUUGGUUGUGUGCUUAGGGUCGUUGUCCUGUUGGAAGGUGAACCUUCGGCCCAGUCUGAGGUCCUGAGCGCUCUGGUGCAGGUUUUCAUCAAGGAUCUCUCUGUACUUUGCUGCAUUCAUCUUUCCCUCGAUUCUGACUAGUCUUCAAGUCCCUGCCGCUGAAAAAUAUCCCCACAGCAAGAUGCUGCCACCACCAUGCUUCACCGUAGGGAUAGUGCCUGGUUUCCUCCAGAUGUGACACUUGGCAUUCAGGCAAAAGAGUUCAAUCUUGGUUUCAUCAGACGAGAGAAUCUUGUUUCUCAUGGUCUGAGAGUCUUUAGGUGCCUUUUGGCAAACUCCAAGCGGGCUGUCAUGUACCUUUUACUGAGGAGUGGCUUCUGUCAGGCCACUCUACCAUAAAUGCCUGAUUGGUGGAGUGCUGCAGAGAUGGUUGUCCUUCUGGAAGGUUCUCCCAUCUCUACAGAGGAACUCUGGAGGUCUGUCACCUCCCUGACCAAGGCCCUUCUCCCCCGAUUUCUCAGUUUGGCCGGGCCGCCAGCUCUAGAAAGAAUCUUGGUGGUUCCAAACUUCUUUCAUUUACGAAUGAUGGAGGCCACUUUGUUCUUGGGGACCUUCAAUGCUUCAGAAAUGUUUUGGUACCCUUCCCCCGGUCUGUGCCUUGACACAAUCCUGUCUCGGAGCUUUAUGGACAAUUCCUUCGACUUUAUGGCUUGGUUUCUUUGCUCUGACAUGCACUGUCAACUGUGGGACCUUAUAUAGACAGGUGUGCCUUUCCAAAUCCUGUCCAAUCAAUUGAAUUCACCACAGGUGGACUCCAAUCAAGUUGUAGAAACAUCUCAAGGAUGAUCAAUGGAAUCGAGUCUCAUAGGUGUGAAUACUUAUGCAAAGAUUCUAAGAACCUGUUUUCACUUUGUCAUUAUAGGGCAUUGUGUCUAGAUUAUUAUAUAUAAUAUUUUUUUUUUUGGUGUAUUUUACCCCCUUUUUCGUAUUAUCCAAUUGGUAGUUACCAUCUUGUCCCAUCGCUGCAACUCCCGUACGGAUACGGGAGAGGCGAAGGUCGAGAGUCGUGUGUCCUCCGAAACACAACCCAACCUAGCCGCACUGCUUCUUGACACAGUGCCCGCUUAACCCGGAAGCCAGCCGCACCAAUGUGCCGGAGGAAACACUGUACACCUGGCGACCGAGUCAGCGUGCACUGUGCCCAACCCGCCACAGGAGUCACUAAUGCGCAAUGGGACAAGAACAUGCCUGCCGGCCAAACCCUCCCCUACCCUGGACGGCACUGGGCCAAUUGUGCACCUCCCCAUGGGUCUCCCGGUCGUGGCCAGCUGCGACAGAGCCUGGAAUCGAACCAGGAUCAAUAGUGGCACAGCGAUGCAGUGCCUUAGACCACUGCGCCACUCGAGAGGCCCCGUGUAGAUUGAGAAAAAAAUAAUAAUUGAAUCCAUUUUAGAAUAAGGCUGUAACAUAACAAAAUGUGGAAAAAGGUAAGGGGUCUGAAUACUUUCCAAAUGCACUGUAAUAGAGUCAAAUAGAGUAGAGAAGCGCAUUGCCCAGUAGAAUAUAAGAAAAUAGAUGAGAUUAGAGUAUAGAAAAUAGUAGAAUGGAGUAUAAUAUAAUAGAGUAGAUAUAGAAUAUUUUCUAACAUCAAAUGCACUGUUGACAUAUUUAUAAUAUUUUAUAUAACUUGGAUAGUUGUUUAUCAUAUCAAUGGAUGCUACUUAGACAAAUCGUUAUUUGAAGCAUGAUCAGGUUGAUUAUAUAUAAUGAAUGGUUUGAACCAGUCUCCUAAAUGAUUCUGAAAGCCACAGCUAUACAGAAUGUACUACACCUUGUUAUAGCCAGGAAGAGUGAUCUGCUCUGACAGAUUCAAUUUAUCCAGUGAGUGAUAUGGAUUGUAACAUGACCCUUACCCCUCUGUGUGUGUGUGCGUUACUGUGUGUGUGUGUGUGUGUGUGUGUGUGUGUUCAACCCGCCGCCUGUCUGUCUUAGUUGAGGAACGGUCCAGACGCCUCAGCCCCCUCUCUGGGGGGUCGUCUGUGUGGCACCAGCCCCCCUUCCAUCACCCAGACAACAGACAACAACCUCCACAUACGAUUCAUCUCAGACGCCACCAACGAGGGCAGCGGCUUCAAACUGACCUUUGAAGCCCACAGCCAGGGUGAGACUUUAAUAACAGUAACUUGUUAUAACAUGUUAAUAACACAGACAAUCAAAAAGGUUUAGAUUGAAAUACUGUAAUGUAUGUUUUUACAUGAUUGAGACCACUGUAUUUUGGGCGUAUGAGCAUAGAAGUCAAAGUGCAUGUGAGAAAAUACUUUAGGAUUUCUAGAUUUUCCCAAUGACAUGUAUUUUCUCUCCGCCUGUAGCUUGUGGAGGAGGCAUUGAGCUGAGUGACUCGGACCCUCCAGGCUACAUCACGUCACCCAACUACCCCCAGAACUACCCCCAGAACGUGGACUGUAUCUGGGUCAUCACCGUGCCCAACGGGGAGUCUGUCCAGAUCGACUUUGAGGAUGAGUUCGACAUCGAGCCUACGUCCAAGUAUGACUAAACUAAUGUCCCAUUUGAUAUCAUGGUCCUGUUGUAAUUCUUCAUAAUGUUUCUUUUAACUUGUAUUAACUUGUUAUAACUUCUUAUGUCAUGUUUCUUAUAUUUGAGUACAGAACGCUGUAUGUUUCUUAUAUAUGAGCACAGAGUAUGACAGUAUUUCUAUAAGACUGUAUCCAAGAGACAUAUUGUACCAUUCUGUUGUUGUUGAAUUUUUGAAGAAAACAAUUUCAUGAGAUUUACCCCCAAUGUUUUGUCAUCAGCUGUUUCUAUGACUACAUUGAGCUCCUUGAUGGUGCCACCUCUGAUGCUGACUCCAUGGCUAAACUGUGUGGCAACACCAGGCCCUCUACCCAGCAUUCCACUGGCUCCACCAUGUACCUGCGCUUCCGCACAGAUGCCAGCAUCACACACAAGGGCUUCAAGGCCAAGUACUCCAUCGGUGAGUGUAACUCGAACAGAAUCAACCCACUCCACCACACUCUCAAAUACAGUCUCACACACGCUCACACGCUCUCUGAAAAACACCCUAACACCUACAUAGACCUUGAACCCUUUCAGUGGGUAUGUUACAGUAUCAAACAUAACUCAGAAAGCAGAUGUAUUUUGCUGCCUCUUCUACAAGAGAUGCAGGAGAUACUUGGAAUGACCCGGAUCUCAAUCUUUGCUUUUGGUCUUUUCAAUCCAACACAGCCACGUGUGGAGGCACCUACACUGGCCAGAGUGUUACCAUCAAGAGCCCUGGUUUCCCUGCUAACUACCCAGACAACUUAGCCUGUCAGUGGUACCUGGAGGGCCCUACAGGACACUACCUCACCCUCUCCUACAACAACUUCAGCCUCCAGAGCACAGUAGACUGCAACAGUGACUAUGUGGAGAUACGAGAGUACAAUGCCUCAGGUAAGAGAUCUCUCAGAUAACCUGCUGUAUGUGUACGGAUUCUUGACAUGUUUCUAACAAUGUUCUGCCUAAAAAUGACAAUGGUGUGUGCACAUACGGUUGUGUUAUAUGUCUUAUCUAAGAAGUCUAAUUCAGUUUGUCAAUUUGUGUAAUUAAUUUUGUCUAAUGUGAUGAAAUAAAGUUGACGAAUGUGUUGCCGGUAUGCCCUGUUCCAGGGCGCCUCCUGGGAAAGCAUUGUGGGAACAGUAUGCCUACCCCUAUGGACACAGGAGACAGCUUUGCUUAUGUCAAGUUUAUCUCCGACAGCAGUGGAAACGCCCCAGGAUUCAGUCUGUCCUUUGUGGCCAGUGUGGAAGGUACAAGACAAUUAAUUUAAGAUUUACAGUGCAUUCGGAAAGUUCAGACCCCUUCACUUUUUCCACAUUUUGUUACGUUACAGCCUUAUUCUAAAAUGGAUUCAAUAGUUUUUUCCCCCUCAUCAAUCUACACACAAUACCCCAUAAUGACAAAGCAAAAACAGGUUUUUAGAAAUUUUUGCAAAUGUAUUACAAAAGAAAAACUGAAAUAUCACAUUUACAUAAGUAUUCAGACCCUUUACUCAGUACUUUGUUGAAGCACCUUUGGCAGCGAUUACAGCCUCGAGUCUUCUUGGGUAUGACGCUACAUGUUUGCCACACCUGUAUUUGGGGAGUUUCUCCCAUUCUUCUCUGCAGAUCCUCUCAAGCUCUGUCAGGUUGGAUGGGGAGCGUCGCUGCACAGCUAUUUUCAGGUCUCUCCAGAGAUGUUCAAGUCCGGGCUCUGGCUGGGCCACUCAAGGACAUUCAGCGACUUGUCCCGAAGCCACUCCUGUGUUGUCUUGGCUGUGUACUUAGGGUUAUUGUCCUAUUGGAAGGUGAACCUUCGGCCCAGUAUGAGGUCCUGAGCGCUCUGGAGCAGGUUUUCAUCAAGGAUCUCUCUAUACUUUGCUCCGUUCAUCUUUCCCUCAAUCCUGACUAGACUCCCAGUCCCUGCCGCUGAAAAACAUCCCCACAGCAUGAUGCUGCCACCACCAUGCUUCACCAUAGGGAUGGUGCCAGGUUUCCUCCAGACGUGACGCUUGGCAUUCAGGCCAAAGAGUUCAAUCUUGGUUUCACCAGACCAGAGAAUCUUGUUUCUCAUGGUCUGAGAGUCCUUUAGGUGCCUUUUUGGCCAAAUCCAAGCGGGCUGUCAUGUGCCUUUUACUGAGGAGUGGCUUCCGUCUGCCCACUCUACCAUUAAGGCCUGAUUGGUGGAGUGCUGCAGAGAUGGUUGUGCUGCAGAGAUGGUUGUCCUUCUGGAAGUUUCUCCCAUCUCUACAGAGGAACUCCGUUACAAGACCAUGGUGCUUGCCAAUGGAGCAGUGAGGGGAACGGCACCUCCGUACCUUCGGGCUCUGAUCAGUCCCUACACCCAAACGAGGGCAUUGCGUUCAUCCACCUCUGGCCUGCUGGCUCCCCUUCCUCUGCGGAAGCAUAGUUCCCGCUCAGCCCAGUCAAAACUGUUCGCUGCUCUGGCACCCCAAUGGUGGAACAAGCUCCCUCACGACGCCAGGACAGCGGAGUCACUCACCACCUUCCGGAGACAUUUGAAACCCCACCUCUUUAAGGAAUACCUGGGAUAGGAUAAAGUAAUCCUUCUAAAAAAGUGUAAAGUGGUUUUCCCACUGGCUAUAGGGUGAAUGCACCAAUUUGUAAGUCGCUCUGGAUAAGAGCGUCUGCUAAAUGACGUAAAUGUGCCCUUGAGCAAGGCACUUAACCCUAAUUGCUCCUGUAACUCGCUCUGGAUAAGAGCGUCUGCUAAAUGACUAAAAUGUAAAUGUAACUCUGGAGCUCUGUCAGAGUGACCAUCGGGUUCUUGGUCACCUCCCUGACCAAGGCCCUUCUCCCCCGAUUGCUCAGUUUGGCUGGGCGGCCAGCUCUAGGAAGAGUCUUAGUGGUUCCAAACUUCUUCCAUUGAAGAAUGAUGGAGGCCACUGUGUUCUUGGGGACCUUCAAUGCUGCAGAAUUUUUUUGGUACACUUCCCCAGAUCUGUUCCUCGACACAAUACUGUCUCGCAGCUCUACGGACAAUUCCUUCAACCUCAUGGCUUGGUUUUGCUCUGACAUACACUGUCAACUGUGGGACCUUGAUAUAGAAGGUGUGCCUUUCCAAAUCAUGUCCAAUCAAUUGAAUUUACCACAGGUGGACUCCAAUCAAGUUGUAGAAACAUAUCAAGGAUGAUGAACGGAAACAGGAUGCACCUGAGCUCAAUUUCAAGUCUCCUAGCAAAGGGUCAGAAUACUUCUGUAAAUAAAGUAUUUCUGUUUUUAUAUUUAAUAAAUUAGCAAACAUUUCUAAAAACCAGUUUUCGCUUUGUCAUUAUGGGUUAUUGUGUUCAGAUUGAUGAGGAAAAUAAAUAAUUUAAUCAAUUUUAGAAUAAGGCUGAAACGUAACAAAAUGCGGAAAAGGGAAGGUGUCUGAAUACUUUCCGAAUGCACUGUAUGUGUGAUUUCUGUGUCAUAGCUUCGUGUAGUAUUGGUAUUAGCAGUGAAAAUGACUGACUGACAGUCAAAGUUAAUAAGCUGUAGUUAGGUAUUGAUGUAAACAACCCAUUCUUUCUUUUGCACUCUCAUUCUUUCUAUACUGUCCCCCUACAGUGUGUGGAGGUGAGCUGAACGCUCCCUCGGGGACCAUCUCAUCCCCUAACUACCCCAACCUGUACCCUCACAGCCGUACGUGUCGUUGGGAAAUAACUGUGGUCCCGGGGAGAAGGGUCACUCUCACCAUCAACGACCUUCGGCUGGAGGGCACCAGCAGCAGCAGCUGCUAUGCCGACUAUGUGGAUGUGGGUCCCACUUAUCUUUCAGCUGUCCUUCUCAUCUUUUAGGUUAACUUUUUCAUCCUUUAAGUCAGUCUGUUGUUUAUUUUCUCAUUUGCCCCCACUUGCUGUGUAGUCAUUUAAUCUAAGAUUAAAUUGUGCUCAAUUCUUCUAGCACGUAAUCAGCCAGGUCACAUCCGUGGUCUUUCCAUGCUUCCAGUAUGACUUUAUUGGUUCUAAUGCAGUUCUAAUGGUUCUAACUGGUUCUGAUGGCGUGGUUCUCCUCCCUCAGGUGUUAAACGGCGUGGCGGCAACUGCCCCUCAUAUCCAGCGGUUGUGUGGCACCGUGCCAACAGGCUACCAGGUUAAGUCAUCAGGGAACACCAUGACUGUAGUGUUCCGUACCGACUCCUCUGUCUCCAAUGGAGGCUUUACAGCUACCUACUCCUCCAGUGAAGAUGCAUGUGAGUACAGCUCUACUCUCCUCUUCCUCGCAACUCUUCCCCAGGGCAUUGGUAUAAGAUAAUGUGUUCUCAGUCAACCUUCAGUACCUAUAAGGGUUAAUAAUAAAGGCAGCCAACGCAGAUGUGACCUUAUGCAAAGUAUGUCUUUAAUGUGUAAAGUGUGUUGCCAUCCUUAUAGGGAUGUUAACAUGUGGAUUUGAUUUGAUUUGAAUUAUCAAAGCUGCUCUCAAGUGAAAUAUCAUACAUUUAAAAUACCCUUCAGUGUUGUCUUGUUCUUAACCUCUAUGUCCUCCUCCAUAGUAUGUGGUGGCAUCCUUAGUGACCCAGCUGGAGGUAACUUCACCUCCCCGGGCUACCUCACCUCUAACUACAGCAACAACCUGAACUGUGAGUGGCUGAUCCAGAACCCUACACAAAUCAACUCGUCCAUCGUGGUCCUCCUAGAAGACCUACACCUGGAGAACCAUCAGACCUGCGAGUCCGACUACAUAGAGUUCCGCCUGGGUGAGUCACAACGCGCUCUGAAUGUGUUGUUUUGCUAAUUGAAGAAUGUUUAUGUUCGUAAUUAAAGUAACUACUCAUUGGGGCGGUUUACCAGACACAGAUUUAAGCCUAGCCGUAGACUAAAAAGCACUUUCAAUGGAGAUUCUGCAUUGAGCUUGCUUUUUAUUCCAGGACUAGUCUUAAUCUAUGUCCGGGAAACUUCCCCUAAGUUAUAAAGACAAGUGAUUAUGUGCCUAACCUUGCUGAAAACUGAUCCCCAGAAACAGGCUGUGUAACUGUGUGGAUGUUGUGUAUCUUCCCUUCCUAGGUGACUCUAGCGGGGAGCUGCUGGCCCAGUUCUGUGGCCAGACCACUCCUAUGAUUCCCCUGGUGGUGUCCACCCCUGAACUCUGGGUCCACUUCCAGACCAACCAAGCUAUAGGAGACCUGGGCUUCAAGGCCAAGUACCUAUUCUCCGGUGAGUUUAGCCCCAUCUCUAUGUCUCUCACGUACAGUUCCUCAAUAUCUUAACUGAACAUCAUGUGGUCCGAGCACCACAAGUUUUAUUCUGAGGGAUAUCAGACACAGAUCGAUGCUCCACUAAGGCAUCAAGAUAUGAAAUGUAACAUUACAAUCUUCAUGACCUCUCCAUCUCCCUGGUUGUUGGUAGACUGGGGAAGGAGGUGUAAUCUCCAGUCCUGCCUAACCAAACAUGAACCUCUUUACUCAGCCGUUGUGUCUAGCUCCUAACCUCUACCUCUGUCUACUUACCUCCCUAUAGAAUGUGGUGGUAGGCAGACCGGACAGGGAGGCAUCAUCUCUAGCCCUGCCUACCCUAACAUCUACCCCAGCCCCAGUCGCUGUGCUUGGUUACUAGAGGCCCCUGAGGGUCACACCAUCACUGUGAGUAGUGGAGAAUCCCUCAGCAGCACAUUCUGGAGUUGGAUUCAAUCUUGUGUUUGUGUGUUUUGGUAGUUAAAGUUAGCUACAUAGCUAACACUGUAAGACCAAUAUCAAUAAACAUGUGAAGUAGCUAGCUAGCCAUUUUGGGAAGUAAAGAGGAUUUGUGAUGCAUUUGUGAUGCAUUUCUCUUUGGUAGAUGGUGUGAUUGUUAUAUUUAUUUACCUGGAUGGUCAGUUUUUUUAGGUGAUAGUAACAUUAAUAGUGACAUUGAUGUAGUGUAUGGUAUUUAUGCAGAGCUUGUGCUAUAAAUUGUAUGGUAUAGUAUAAAUACAGCUUAUGCAACACCAACAGCCAUCACAUACCAUACAGAUUUCCCUUAAAAACCAUUCAAACCACCCCCUGUUGUACCCUCAGCUCACCUUCAGCUACUUCAACCUGGAGCCUCACAAUACCUGUGGCUGGGACUCUGUCACCAUCUUCAACGGGGGCUCCCCAGGGUCUCCUGUGAUUGGCCAGUACUGUGGAACCACCUCCCCGGGAACCAUCCAAUCAGGGUCCAACAAGCUGGUGGUGGUUUUCCUGGCCGAUCACUCAGUGUCCAGGGGAGGGUUCGUGGCCACCUGGUCAACUGACUCCUCAGGUAGGCUAUGGGCCAAUGAGUGACCAGGAUGUCGUCUUGGCCAGGGUUGAGGUCAAUUUCAUUUCAAUUCAGUCAAUUCAGGAAGUAAACAAAUAUAGAAAUCAGAUACUUUCUGGAUUGACUGAAUUUAAAUGGAAUUCACCCCAGCCCUGGUCUUGUGAUUGUUCUGUGAAAGUUGUGUGAUAUGUUGUGAAAACAUGAUGUACUAUUGUAUCCCUACAGGCUGUGGAGGAGUGAUACACGCUGACACUGGCGUCAUCAAGUCUCCCAACUACCCUCAGAACUUCCCUGCCAACAUCGAGUGUUCCUGGACCAUCAUUGCCCACGAGGGCAACCACCUAGAGAUGAACUUCAGCUCUGACUUCCAGAUCCCUGAUGCCAACGGGCAGUGCCAGAGCAACUACAUCAAGGUAAACACACACCAUUGAACCUCCUCUCUCCUGUACUUGCUUGAUAGGAUUGCGCCCUCUAUUAAAAUAGCCUUUGUUACUGCAAGGUUGAUGCUCCGCUGACACCACAUGACUAAAAUAAUGAACCCAAGGAGUGGGAAUUCCUCUGUAUAACGGUUCUGUGCAGGGGUGUGUGUUACACCAGUGGAUCUGUGGUCUGCUAGCUGCAGGGUGUGACAGCACUGAUCCAGUUGACAUCAAAUCUCCCUACUGUACAGUACAUACUGAACAUCACGUCUGUUUAUUACUGUCUCUGUGGUAUUACCUGUAGGUGUGGUCAGGUGAUAGUGAGCGAACUGAUGGACUGCUAGCUACAGGUUGUGGUACCACCGCCCCAGCCCCCAUCAUCGCUCCCUACAACACCAUCACCACUAGGUUCCAGUCCACUGGAACCCCAGGAAGAGGCUUCUCAGCCAACUACAUCACAAGUGAGUAGAGUACUACUAGUGUCUGUUAGUUACACAUUUACAGUCGUCAUAUAUCAGUGGAUUUGAACUACUAUAAAGUUCUCUCUGUUGGUGUCUUCUCUUAGGGUGUGGAGCUAACUUCACUGCCCCCACCGGCCGGGUGGUGUCGCCCAACUACCCAGCCGACUACCCCAUACUCUCCGACUGUAGUUACCUCAUAGACGUUGGACCCCAGACUGUCGUCAUCCUGGAGUUCCGCAGCUUCCAGGUAGAAGGUAAGAAGGAGGACCAUCUAAAUGGUCAUCUUGGCUCUCCUGCAAUAUGAUAGCUGUGUAACAACAACUGCACAAGAGAUUUGUCUCUUGCUCUUUGCUGUUGAGAAAGUCAGCCCGAUAUGCUACUUCCGAAAUGCGUAUCGCUUAUUCUACCUUCAAAUCACAUUUAUAAUACUACGAUUAUUUUUACAGUUAGUUUCCCCCUAUAUUGUCCUAACCUGUGUCCUGUCCUAGCCCAUUCCACGUGUCUGUAUGACGGGGUGAAGGUGUACCGUGGUACCCACCCUACGGGGACCCCUCUGGCCACCUUGUGUGGCAGCACCAUCCCUGGACCCUUCAACACCCUGGGACCCAUGCUGGUCAACUUCUACUCCGACUCCAUCAUCAACGACAACGGCUUCCUGGCUGAGUACAGAGCUAUACGUGAGUAUCAUGCUUCAAGUCUGAGGCCCAAUCCUAAAUCAACCCAUGGACCCUAAGCCUUCUGCCAGGGGUGUCCAACUCAAUUCCUGGCCGUGCCUCGGCUGGUUUUUGUUAUUUCCUUUCAACUCCUGCCCAAUUUAGACUUAGACAACAAGGUGAGGAGAGUUCCUAACUACCUUCAGAGGACUGGAGUUUGACACAUUUGCCUUAUGCACUUGAAAAGAUCUGAGAAUAUUUUAUUUGUGUAAGCAAAUGUGGUGAAAUGUGGUGAACCCUAACAAAAGGCAAGGUGGAGCUAUUACCAUAUUGCUUACACCUGAGUAUUAGUGCGUUCUGGCCCUGACUGGGUCUGUCUGGGCCUCUGGGCUCAGUGUUUUGGGCUUUUGGCCUCAUAGUUCUGGGGUUGUUUACCAUUAAGAGGGGAAUGCUGCCGUUGCGCUGGCGCUCCAUUCAGCCCAGUGGAGAAUGUGAAGAAUGGAGAGACGCUGCGCUUUCUAACAAUCAGAGGGGAUUUGAGAGGAGAGAGGGCUCUGGAUACCAGGCCACAGCAGAUGGAUACCAGGCCAGGGGCAACACAUACACACAAUAGACCCACACAAACAUACAGUGCCUUCAGAAAGUAUUGACACCCCAUGACUUUUUACAAAUUGUGUUGUUACAGCCUGAAUUUAAAAUGGUCACUGGCCUACACACAAUACCCCAUAAUGGUCACUGGCCUACACACAAUACCCCAUAAUGUCAAAGAUAUUUUUACAAAUUAAUAAAAAAUGAAAAGCUGAAAUGUCUUGAGUCAAUAAGUAUUCAACCCCUUUGUUAUGGCAAGCCUAAAUAAAUUCAGGAGUAACAAUGUGCUUAACAAGUCACAUAAUACCUAAUAAUAGUGUUUAACAUGAUUUUGGAAUGACUACCUCAUCUCUGUACCCCACACAUACAAUUAUCUGUAAGGUCCCUCAGUCGAGCAGUGAAUUUCAAACACAGAUUCAACCACAAAGACCAGGGAGGUUUUCCAAUGCCUCGCAAAGAAGGGCACCUAUUGGUAGAUGGGUAAAAAAAAAAAAAAAAAAAAAAAAAAGAGGCAGAUAUUGAAUAACCCUUUGAGCAUGGUGAAGUUAUUAAAUACACUUUGGAUGGUGUAUCAAUACACCCAGUCACUAAAAAGAUACAGGCGUCCUUCCUAACUCAGUUGCCGGAGAGGAAGGAAACCGUUCAGGGAUUUCAACAUGAGGCCAAUGGUAACUUUAAAACAGUUACAGAGUUUAAUGGCUGUAAUAGAAAAAAACUGAGGACGGAUCAACAGCAUUGUAGUUACAACACAAUACUAACCUAAAUGAGUGAAAAGAAGGAAGCCUGAACAGAAUAUAAAUAUUCCAAAACAUGCAUCUUGUUUGCAACAAGGCACUAAAGUAAUAUUGCAAAAAAUGUGGCAAAGCAAUUAACUUUUUUAUCCUGAAAAAAAAGUGUUAUUUUUUGGGCAAAUCCAAUAUAACACAUUACUGAGUACCACUCUCCAUAUUUUCAAGCAUAGUGGUGGCUGCAUCAUGUUAUGGGUAUGCUUGUAACCAUUAAGGGCUUGGGAGUUUUUCAGGAUAAAAAAUAAAUGGAAUGGAGCUAAGCGCAGGCAAAGUCCUAGUGGAAAACCUGGUUCAGUCUGCUUUCCCCCAGACACUGGGAAAGGAAUUCACUUUUCAGCAGGACAAUAACCUAAAACACAAGGCCAAAUCUACGCUGGAGUUGCUUACCAAGAAGAAUGUUCCAGAGUGGCCGAGUUACAGUUUUGACUUAAAUCUACUUGAAAAUCUAUGGCAAGACCUGAAAAUGAGAUAUUUCUGUAUUUCAUUUUCAACAAAUUUGAUAACAUUUCUAAAAACAUGUUUUCAGUUUUUCAUUACGGGGUAUUGUGUGUAAAUGGGUGAGAAAAAACAGUUUAAUCCAUUUUGAAUUCAGGCUGUAACACAGCAAAAUGUGGAAUAUGUCAAAGGGUAUGAAUACUUUCUGAAGGCAUGCUCACAAACACACACACGCACCCUUCAAUUCAUAAUAAUUACACUCUGACCUCUGUAAUAUUCAGACAUGCAGCCUGUCAGACAGAACAGUAAAUAAGUAUCAUCAUCAGUAGCUAAAUGACUCACACACUUCAGACAGUAUGACAAGGCAGCCAUUAUAGCCUCUAUAAUGGGGGAGACACCACUCUCCAUCAAGCCUUUUAGAUGACUCAUGUCUACAGUGGCAUGGUCACGUUGAAAGCUCAGAGUAGUUAAAAACGAAAACCUUAUUGCUUAAUGAAAACAGCUCUUCUCUCAGAGCCAAGACACACAGCAAAAUACAGUCUGAAAAUCAACAGAAUUCAUUCAAGUAGAAUUCAUUCAAGUCGAUUUAAUUCAAGUAGCAGACAAAGGUGGUGGAAGGAUAUUAAUAUAAGGUAUUUUUGUCUCUGGUAUGGUCAUAGAAUGGUAUUAAUCAGUGUUUUUUUACUCUUAGCAUGUGGAGGUGUGUUCAACAGCACUUCUGGUACGGUCAGCAGCCCAGCUGGCAUCGAUAACUACCACCACAACAUGAACUGUACCUACCACAUCAUCGUCACCGAAAACUGGGUCAUCAACCUCAAGUGAGUCCAAGGGACAUGCUGCUUUGUCUAACAACCCAGAGGUCUAAUAAUGAUCAGAAAACCAACACAAUCCAUCAUCAUUCAAAAUAAGAACAGGGAGCAAAUGCAAGGCUUAAGCUGAAGUGUUGACUUAGUAUAAAGCACGUAUAAGACUGCAUUCUUAGCUAACAAUGAGUACCUCAUGUUUGUAGUGUAGUAAGAUCAUUCUGAUUCUGGAACAGUUUUUCUCUCUGUGAUCAGAAGAGAACAGACUGUCUCAUGUCCUGCCUGUUUCCACCUGCAGGUGUUAUUCCCUUUGUGUCACACCAUAACCCCACUGAGAGUGUGUGUCCGUGUGUGUGUGUCUGGGUGUGUGUGGAAAGUUUUCCUCUAUGGACCAGGCACCUCCUAACUCAAAACAAUUACUUUCCUCCAAAGGGACUUUCUGUGUGUGACAGUGUUUUAACAAACCCACAUGAACAGGUUGACACCUUUCUCGAAAGUCGUGUUAGGCUUUAAAUGACACCCACAUCUCCUCAGACGUCCCAUAACCCUCUGCCUCUCCUUCCACCAAUCAGGUGGAACACCUUCCAUCUGGAGGCGUCGUCGUCCUGUCGCUAUGACUACGUGAUCGUGUACGACGGGCCCAACACCAUGGCUCCUAUAAUGGGGCAGUUCUGUGGCACGGCACUCCCGCCCAACCUCCAGUCCACAACCAAUCAGAUGUUCAUCGCCUUCAUUACCGACUCAUCCGUGUCUGGGAUUGGCUGGAGGGCCACCUACAUUGAGACUCUGGGUAGGUCAUCUUACACUGGGCUUCUCUAUUGGUCUAUUAAAAACAAUGGACAGUGUUACAUUUUUCUUAUCGUCUAUCCCUAAGUGUCCCUGACACUAUAUGGGCUAUUGAAAACAAUGGAGAGUAUCUAUAUAUAUAUUUUUUUUACAAAUCUUACAUUGUCCUAUACUUAUUCAGGCUCCAAGCUACUGUCGACGUUAAGUUACUAUAAUUUGUUUUACACUCACUCUAAAUCAGUGAGAGGCCAGGAUUGUUGUUCUACUCACUCCAGUAUCAACCCAAGUCUUAAAUCGGUGUGUAGAGGGGGGGUACAUUCCCAAUGACUGACUGCCCGCUGCACAUAAACAGCCUUUUGUCCAUCCGAUGGGCAAGGGGCCAGCCAGCCAUACUAGUGUACUCAGACCAGGACAAAAGAGAGAGAGGCGUUCUGCAUGCAUCAAGCUAGUGAAUAAAGGGCGUGAAUGUGAGUUUUUUUAAAAUCUCUUUUGCCAUUUAUUUUAAUGCAUUUUAUCUAGUUGAUUUGUAUUUGUUUGAUAGUCUAGAUACAAAUGUCUCUAUAAAGUAUAGGGAGGGCUGAGAAAGAAUCCAAGAUUCCAUCAUUGUCUUAGAAGAGAGCCAUAGUGAAUCACCCCCUCUGUGUUACACUAAAAUCAAUCUCCAGCUGUGGUUCCCCCUGUUUCCCAUGGAGCAGAAGGCCCUCCGAGGGAUGUGAGCAGCUGAACAGACUGGGCAGAGGGGGAAGAUUUAUGACUGCGCACACAAACACUCCUCUGUCUCUCUGGGGGUGUUGGGAGUUCUAUAGAUUUGAACACAUUCUGUUCAAUAUUCACAGCUUACCCUCUCGCUCUCUCUCUGGGAGUGUUGGGAGUUCUAUAGGUUUUAAGACAUUAUGUUCAAUGUUCACAGCUCAGACAUAUCCAGUGCCUCAGUUUAGAUGCAUACAGAGCAGCAACAGCGGGAGGGACAACUGAGUAUAUGGGGGCAAUGAUACUCUUGAUGCAAUAUUAAAUAUCACUUGAUGGGUAGAUACUCAACCAGUACUGUUUUGAAGGUGUAUCAACCUUGUUUGAUGAUGUAGGCCUAUACAUGUGUAAUAACAGCCAUGCAAUCUUCUUUUGGAAUUCAUGGACAUUUAGCGCCAUCUGCUGUUUUUAUUUUAAUUAUUUAACCUUUAUUUAACUAGGCAAGUCAGUUAAGAACAAAUUCUUAUUUACAAUGACGGCCUACCAAAAGGCAAAAGGCCUCCUGCGGGGACGGGGGCUGGGAUUAAACCUAAAAAAUUAAAUAAAAAAUAUAGGACAAAACACACCACAACAAGAGAGACCCCACAACACUACAUAAAGAGAGACCUAAGACAACAACAUAGCAUGGCAGCAACACAUAACAACACAGCAUGGUAGCAACACAACAUGACAACAACAUGGUAGCAACACAACAUGGCAGUUGCACAACAUGGUAGCAGCACAAAACAUGGUAUAAACAUUAUUGGGCACAGACAACAGCACAAAGGGCAAGAAGGUAGAGACAACAAUACAUCACGCGAAGCAGCCACAACUCUCAGUAAGAGUGUCCAUGAUUGAGUCUUUGAAUGAAGAGAUGAAGGUAAAACUGUCCAGUUGGAGUGUUUUUUGCAGCUCGUUCCAGUCGCUAGCUGCAGAGAACUGAAUAGAGGAGCGACCCAGGGAUGUUUGUGCUUUGGGGACCUUUUAACAGAAUGUGACUGACAGAACAGGUGUUGUAUGUGGAGGAUGAGUGCUGCAGAUGAGGGCUGAGUGAGGCCUAAGAGGGUUUUAUAAAUAAGCAUCAACCAGUGGGUCUUGCGAUGGGGAUACAGAGAUGACUAGUUUACAGAGGAGUAUAGAGUGCAGUGAUGUGUCCUAUAAGGAGCAUUGGUGGCAAAUCUGAUGGCCGAAUGGUAAAGAACAUCUAGUCGCUCGAGAGCACCCUUACCUGCCAAUCUAUAAAUUACGUCUCCGUAAUCUAGCAUGGGUAGGAUGGUCAUCUGAAUCAGGGUUAGUUUGGCAGCUGGGGUGAAAGAGGAGCGAUUACGAUAGAGGAAACCAAGUCUAGAUUUAACCUUAGACUGCAGCUUUGAUAUGUGCUGAGAGAAGGACAGUGUACCAUCUAGCCAUACUCCCAGGUACUUGUAUGAGGUGACUACCUCAAGCUCUAAACCCUCAGAGGUAGUAAUCACACCGGUUGGGAGAGGGGCAUUCUUCUUACCAAACCACAUGACCUUUGUUUUGGAGGUGUUCAGAACAGGGUUAAGGGCAGAGAAAGCUUGUUGGACACUAAGAAAGCUUUGUUGUAGAGCGUUUAACACAAAAUCCGGGGAGGGGCCAGCUGAGUAUAAGACUAUCAUCUGCAUAUAAAUGGAUGCGAGAGCUUCCUACUGCCUGAGCUAUGUUGUUGAUGUAAAUUGAGUAGAGCGUGGGGCCUAGGAUCGAGCCUUGGGGUACUCCCUUGGUGACAGGCAGUGUCUCAGACAGCAGAUGUUCCGAUUUUAGACACUGCACUCUUUGAGAGAGGUAGUUAGCAAACCAGGCCAAAGACCCCUCAGAGACACCAAUACUCCUUAGCCGGCCCACAAGAAUGGAAUGGUCUACCGUAUCAAAAGCUUUGGCCAUGUCAAUAAAAAUAGCAGCACAACAUUGCUUAGAAUCAAGGGCAAUGGUGACAUCAUUUAGGACCUUUUAAGGUUGCAGUGACACAUCCAUAACCUGAGCGGAAACCAGAUUGCAUACCAGAGAGAAUACUAUAGACAAGAAAGCCAGUCAGUUGAUUAUUGACAAGUUUUUCCAACACUUUUGAUAAACAGGACAAAAUAGAAAUUGGCCUAUAACAGUUAGGAUCAGCUUGAUCUCUCCCUUUAAAUAAAGGAUGCACCGUGGCUGCCUUCCAAGCAAUGGGAACCUCCCCAGAGAGGAGAGACAGGUUAAAAAGGUCAGAGAUAGGCUUAGCGAUGAUAGGGGCUGCAACCUUAAAGAAGAAAAGGUCUAAACCAUCUGACCCAGAUGUUUUUUGGGGGUCAAGUUUAAGGAGCUCCUUUAGCACCUCGGACUCUGUGACCGCCUGCAGGUAGAAACUUUGUAGCGGGGCAGGGGAAAAAGAGGGUGGCGCAUCGGGGCUAGUCGCAUUGGAAGGAGUGGGAGAUGAGGAAAUGUUGGACGGGCAAGGAGGCAUGGCUGAGUCAAAUAGGAAUCCUUACUUAAUGUGUGGUGAUUAAAGAGCUCAGCCAUGUGCUCGUUGUCAGUAACAACCACAUCAUCAACAUUAAGGGACAUGGGCAGCUGUGAGGAGGAGGGUUUAUUCUCCAGGUCUUUAACCAUUUUCCAGAACUUCUUGGGGUUAGACCCACAGAGAGAGAACUGCUCCUUAAAGUAACUAGGUUUAGCCUUCCGGAUAGCCUGAGUGCACUUAUUUCUAAUUUGCCUGAACGAGCGCCAGUCAGCCUGAGUAUGCAUUUGCCGAGCCUUUCGCCAAAUGGAAUUCUUGAGGUGGAGUAACUCUGCCAGAUCACGGUCGAACCAGGGGCUGAACCUGUUUUUAAUUCUGAUUUUCUUUAUGGGGGCGUGUUUGUUAACAAUACCACUGAAAAUAUCAAAAAAGAAGGUCCAAGCAUCUUCGACAGAGGGGAUCAAGCUGAUUAUAUACCAAUUUACAAAGGCCAGGUCAUGAAGGAAGGCUUGCUCAUUAAAGUUUUUUAGCAAGCGUCUAUGACAAAUCAGGACAGGUCGUUUCACUGAGCAGCCGUUACGAACACAGGCUGUAAAACAGUGAUCACUAAGGUCAUUACAGAAAACACCAGACUGAUACCUAUCAGGAUUAUUUGUGAGGAUAACAUUAAGGAGAGCAGCCUUUUCUGGGUGUUUGGAGUCAUACCUUGUGGGAUUGGUAAUAAUCUGAGAAAGAUUUAGGGAGUCCCAUUGCUUUAGGAUUUGGUCAGGUGGCCUAGGCAUGUCCCAGUUUAGGUCACCUAGCAGGACAAAUUCAGACUUAGUGUAAGGGGCCAGGAGAGAGCUUAGUGCAUUUAGGGUACAGGCCGGUGCUGAUGGAAGCCUGCAUGAGAACUCCCAAAGCCCAUACGGUAUAUAAUCUCUUUAUCACAUAUUCCCAUGUCUUCCUUUCCUCUCUUCCUCCCCUGUCUCUCUCCGCUCUUCCCCCUAUCUCUCUCUCCAGGCCCGGCGCAAGGUUGUGGGGGUUAUCUCUCCACACCUAUAGGGAUGUUUGGCUCUCCGGACUCUAACGGUGAUGGAAACUAUGAGUACAAUAUGGACUGCCUGUGGACCAUUGCCAUGCCCAUCAACAAAGUCAUCAACCUCACCUUUUCCUCCUUUGAACUGGAGGGAACGUCUACAUCUACCUGCCAGUACGACUACGUCAAGGUUAGGAGAUAUAUCAUUCUUCCAUUCAUUUGUUCAUUCAUUUGUUCGUUAUUUCACUCAUUAAUCUGCUGUCUCUGUCUGUCUGUCUCUCUCUCUCCGUCCCUCCCUUCUACCCUUCACCAUCAGAUCUUUGACGGAGACAAUAUGAACUUUCCUCUGGUGGGGAAGUACUGUGGACGUGAUGUAAUUCCGGGACCCUUUGUGUCUGCUAGUAACUUCCUGACUGUACACUUCGUCACUGACAGCUCAAUCAGCUACAGGGGCUUCAACGCCACCUACAGGGCACAGGACAGUAAGACACCCUUAUGUUCUAUUCCUUCCCUUUCUUUGUAUAACAGUUCACCUGCCCUGCACUCGUUGCCUAAUCCAUCACACUAUUAUUAAUAAAAAACAUUGGCCACAUAUUUAUAUUAAUAGACUUGUGGGUAUUGCAAUUCAAAAGACAUUGACUGUGUGUCUGUGUUUGUGUGUGCGCGUUAUCCAGGACUUUGCGGAGGCACUCUGAACGCUACAAACGCGGUCCAGACCAUAACAUCUCCUAUGUACCCCAACGCCUAUCCCCCUUUCAUCUCCUGUAUCUGGAUCCUGGACGCCCCUCCUCAGGAGAGUGUUAAAGUAGCCGUACAACAGUUCAACCUGCAGCCCAGCCAGAGCUGUAACACAAACUUCCUGCACAUGAGUGACUGGCCUGUGGUGAGACAGGCUAGCCUAUUUUUUUUGCUAUUUCUUAUGUGUUUAUUUGUACAGAGUGUUCUUGGUUCACUUGAAAGGAGCUUACAAUUAAACGUUAUUUUAUAUACUUACAUUUGUAGGAUUACUUUAAACUGUUAACCAUAACUGUAACAGUAGCCAUAACAAUUACUGUACUGACAGGCAAACUGGCACCUCUUUGUGAAGCUCUAUGUUUUAUAAAGUCCAUCUUCACUUACUCUGUGAGUCAAAAAAAAAUACUUAAUCUAAUGCCCUUAAUCGUUCUGUAUUGUGUGUUUCACAGGGAGACUACGGACAGGCGCACAAGUUCUGUGCUGCGGACCACAUCCCAGACUUCUACAGCUACGGGAGGACCAUGCACAUCGUCUUCAAGUCUGAUGCCUUCAUCACCGGCAACGGAAUGAGUCUGACCUAUCAGGUGGCAGGUAUGGUGAUAGCAGACUUCCAACCGUUACUAACUUGACCAUCCUAUCUAUUAGUUUUAGGGAGAGGCUCCCUCUUACCCUAUUCUCCUUUUACUAGUGACUUAUUUUAAACAUCUGUGUUUGUCCCAUGUCUUUAUCUUAAUGUAUUUGUCUGGUGUUUUCUCCCUUGUCUGAUUAUUCGUCCCUCCUGUGUGUUCCUCCAGGCUGCAGCAGGACCUAUGAGCAGGCCUACGGCUACCUGAAGAGCCCCGACUGGCCCAACAUCUACCCCCACAACAUGGACUGCACCAUCAUCCUCAUGGCCCCCCAGAACAACUCCAUCUCUCUGUUCUUCAACAGCUUCAACCUGGAGUCCCACUCCACCUGUAGUUAUGAUUACCUAGAGGUGAGAACACAGACAGUCUGAGGACACACUGGCUCAGUCUGCCAGUUUACUUGAUGCAUGGCCAUCUUUAUACCAUACAAGGGCCUGGUUGAAAUUCUCUCCUGACAGUCUGUUAUAUUUUGCCCUUAAAUAUGAAGUUUGUUUUUUAUGCCCAUUUUCAUAUCUUUGAUGUUUACAUUUUGAUGGCAUUUGGAUGACCGCAUCAAUUAUUAUUUAGCUGCUUUAUGAAUUCUGUGUAUCCCAGUCAAUCAAUCCUUGGUGUUGUCUGUUUAUGAAAGGCAACGUCUCAUCCUUGUUCCUCAGGUCCGGAAUGGCAGUACAGAAUCUUCCCCACUGUUAGGAAAGUACUGCGGGACCGCACUUCCCAAUCCUAUAUUCCCGGGCACCAACCAGCUUUACAUGCGCUUCAAGAGUGACUUCUCUGGUGCCCAGGACGGCUUUGAGAUCACCUGGACCUCUUCUCCAGAGGGUGAGAGAUUUAACCCAGUAGGGUGUCCCCAUCCUGAAAGACGAGAGAGACACAUUCCUAGUCUUAGACAUGGAAGACCACUGGGCCUGCUGGUUGUAAUCUAAACCAUCUCCUCCUUCUUUAGUUUACCGUAUGAUGCAACCAUGGCAAUGGUCAAAAUUUAUCCAAUCAAAUGACAAAAUAGCUGUUUGGUUUAUUAAAAAAUUAGCCUACCACAAGGUUAUAACAGUGUAUCUGUAAUACAAUUGUAUAAGGUGAUAUCAACAGAGAAGUUGCUGGCAUUUAUAUUGUAGGUGUGUGUCUGUACAGUAUGUGUAUUUUCGUGUGUGUGUGUGUGUUUUCUCCCCAGGUUGUGGAGGGCGGUUAUACGGAGACCACGGCUCUGUGACCAGUCCAAACUAUCCUGGCACCUAUGCCAACGGUACCCACUGUGAGUGGGGCAUUAAGGCUCCUAAUGGGCGUGUGGUGACUGUCACCUUCGCCCAGAUCAGCAUUGACGACCCAGGAGACUGCCAGAACAACUACCUGAAGCUGUUUGACGGGAAAGAUGCUAGCACUCCUCCUAUUGGCCCUUACUGUGGAGCGGUAUGUAACAUAGGAAUUCAUAUUGAACUUGUUAAUUUGUUAACAUUUUAUUGUGGGGAACGUAGGUAUCAUCGUGCUCAACCUCAAAUGGUCUCGUUUUGGUCCGAUGAACCAAUAAACAAUGAAGUUCAGAAAAUAUACAUUUUAUAUUAUAAAAUAUAUAUUAUUUUACCUUUUCAGCAGGCAGAUGACAAUAAUUCACACAAAAAAAAUACCUUUUAUUGAGGGACAAAAGAGCAUAUCGGGAUUAUGUGGCAUUCAUAAGAUUUAUCAAUAGCAUUUAUUAUACAGUUAAUAUACAGAUUAUAACAUGCAAUUAAUGGUUGUUGCAAGGGUUUUUCUCCUCUAAGCCUCUCCCUUCUUUCUUGUCGUUCACAGGAGACGAAUAUCGCUCCGUUCACAGCAUCCUCACACCACGUCUACGUCGUGUUCAAUGCUCAGUACUCUGUCCUGCCCUCUGGGUUCAGGCUUACAUGGAGCAGCUGAGAGGACACACACGCUAACCAGCUUGUUUACAGAUUCUCUAAUCAUGCCAGUGAAACUGGACAUCUGCCAUGCGAUCUUAGCAGAUAAAUUAAAUGUAAAUAAUGAAAAUGCUCUAAAAUUCUAUCAUAGAAUAUGUUUGAAUGAUCUGUUUGUAGAUAAUUUUAUAAAGAAUGGCAAAUAUGUAUUUUAUGGAGUUGCCAUGGGGUAAUAAAUUAAUGUCUUUUUUCAUAUAACAUCUUUGAUGUGCUAGCCGACAUAGCAACCUUUUAAUAAAAGUUAUGUUUUAAAUGAA